AUGAAGGCUCUACAGAAGAAUCAGGGACGCACUGACCAGAUGUUGGGAGCCAUGGCUGACAUGCUCACUUCUGUGGCCAUGCCAAAUCAACAGUGGGUGAGUUGAUCUGUUUCUCUGUUUAUUGUCUCUUUGUGUAAAUUCCUAAUGUGACAAAUUCAGACAGAAAUCAAUAGAAUCACAUGGAGGGAUUUUCCAGGGCCUACAGAACACGACUUCUAGUAAAUCUUCUACUUAAAACACUAGUUUGUAAGUUUUUGUAAGAAUCCUAUUCAACCUAAAAUGGUCAAGUCAGACAAGCAGAGAAAGACGAGGGAGGAAUGGAAAGAUUUCAAGUCUCUGUUCAGUGCUUGUAAGGAAUCUUAAAUGUCCGAGAAACGGGAAGCAGAGUGGCAGUGAUUAAACCAUCUGACCAUAAACAAACCCAUGCAGGCUGGUCCAACGCCUCACUGCAAGCAGGACAAUUCAUUUUCUUCCUUCCUUCCUUUACUUCAUCCUCUCCACUUCUCCUUUUCUUCACUUCAUAAAAUGCAGAGGUGUCUGCAGUAAGGAAAUAAAGUCAAGAAAUGUGUGUUCUGGUUGUUUGGGUGGAAAUUAAAGCAGCCAUGAUGGAUUUUACACCACAAGUAUGAAUAUAAAUCCAACUUCAAUAACUUGAAAACCAGAAAAAAAUCAAAUACAGCCAACUCAACAUCUUACAAGUUAAUCAGAUUUGGAAGUUUUCCCAAUCUAUGUACGUGUUUAUCCCGAUAAUUUCCCCCCUUGCAGACAGUGGAUAAAUUCACUGCAGUGAUUAUAAUCUUCCACCAACCCUGCAAAAAGCUGAUAACGCCACUUCCCUCCGUUUACUCCUGUCCUGAAGCAGAGAGUUUUCAAAUAAAGAGCAAAAGCGCCAUCUGAAAAUCACUUCUCAUCCAAGCUUUGUGGCGAAAACUUGACCUCAACAAUUUCUUCUGAAUUCUUGUUCAGUGUGUAAUGGAGAAAAGGAUGAAAAAGGUUGAAGGAAUAGUGGAAAAAAUAGCCACUGGUAUAAUGUUAUUGUGGUUGUGUGACCAUAAGCACUCUGCACAAUCUUACCAUCACUUCCUCAUCAGAGCAGGACUCCAGUGCUGACAAAGGCAUCUCUGUGUGUAGCUCUCAGAGGGAGGCGAGGCGGACCUCCCAUCGAGCGAGGAGGAGAAGGGGCCCAUGCAGGGCCAGUGGGAGCCAGAGGGGCUGGGGUGGGAGCAGCAGGCCGCUGCUUCAACAGAGAAUCCAGAACGGAGGGAGAGAACAGGUAAGACCUGAAAGGGCUGCACGUUUAGAGCGUGACAGAACAUCUUGUGACCCCAAACCCUCACAAUGCUAGUCCAAACAUUGGGCCUCACUAAACCAGUCAAUGCUUACAGACCGACCGAAACACAAACUUCCAGAGUCUGUUUUGGUUUUGUGUGUGAGGUGGCUCAAAUUUCUGGGAACUGACAUCUAAAAGAGCCUGUUUUGCCACUUGAUCACUUGUAAGGAUAAGUCCUAGCAAGAGUGUGUGUUGCUGUUGACAAAUAUAUGAGGUAAUUUAUGGUCUCAGUCUUCAUGACAUGCACAAGGCACAUUUUCCACAGCCACGCAUGAACUCCUGACAAUGACCAAACGAAAUCUCCUAAAUUCACUGAAACUUGAGCAUCUUAGACUCACUCUAAAAACUUAAAAAAAUACUGUGUUUGAUUCAAAUGAGAGCGGUAUUGGUAGUCUUCUCUAACAGUGACUGUUAUUGACAUUUCCAGUAACACAAUACUUUUAGUGGGCAGUAAAAAAAAAAAAUCAAGGGCCUGUGCACACUGGCAGCAGCUCUUUUUGGCCCUCACAGGACUCACUAUUUUGCUUACUGUUGCUUAGGGAAAGUUGUCCUGUGCAGCUCUUUUGCUCCCCCUGGUACUGACAGCUAAGUCUGCUUUCAAAUGCUCCUUAUGCUCCUUAUUUACUCUUAUUCAGUGUUAUUAGACACAUUAACAAAAACAUAAAAAUGAUUGAUCAACUGUAUGCAAAGACACAGGCUUCAAAGGAGUAAGACAUGAACUGGCUCAUCACUCGGCCCACUCACUUUCGGUGAAUGUUUCACAGCAUUCACAUGUGAGCUGGCUCUGACUCUGCUGAUGUUUUACUCGGGUUCUGAGACAAGGGAGUAUCUUUUAAUUCUGAGUGAUUCAGGAAAAUGUUAGGAAAUGUUCUGGGGUGUAUUACAUAUGUACAGUGGACUUUAAGUCAGUGUGCACAUACACCAUUUUUACAGCUCAGUAUGUGUUUGAGCCAUUUUAUCUAUAUUAUUUUUGGGGUUUUGUUUCGCUACUCGCACAAUAACCACAAGGGGCACUUCGGGUGAAUGGGCAGGUGAAUGCUACAAAGGGACACAGGAGAAGCAGUGAUCUGGGAAACGGGAAGAGCACACAGUUACCGCUAACCUCUGACACCACUCUCACCCUCAUCACAUACAUCACUAUCAUAGUAAGUUGGACGUAUCUGUCUUUUUUUUGUUGUUGUUGUUUGUUUUUCAUUAAAUCAAUAAAUGUUAAAAAUAUAACUAAACAAAAACCUUGGAUUCGACAUUGGAUUGUACUAGAAGUGCGUCAAAAACACCUCACUCCCACACCCAGAUGAUGACUAAAAUUCAGGCCAGCAUAGUCACUACAGUAUAUGCUGUCAUAUCCACAUUCAGAUAAAACAAGCCUGACCUCUUCUGGCAUAUCUGAUGGAGAUCAUUGGCCCCUAAUAACUUCAGGGAAAGUUUAAAUUGGAGUCACCUGAGUGUUUGUAGUUUACUCUUAUUAAACUCCACCCUCUUCAUCCCCAUUUAGGCCCGAUUGCAGUAAAUUGCUUUGCUGUAAUGUAGCAUGAAUAAAUACAGGAUAGAGAACAGAGUUCUUGUGUUAAUGCACAUACACAUGCAACACUUUCCAGAUGGGUCAAGACAUGUUCAACUGCCUCUCGUCCCUUUCUGCCCCAGAAGCUAUUGGUUGCACUCUGAUUCUGAUUUUGCUGUGAAAGGCUUGCGUGCAUUACCAUUUUCCUUGAGUGGAAAGGAACAAAAGGAGCUUUGUAGCUGUAUCUGGGUUUGAGUUUGGAGGAGUGUGUGUGUAUGGAAGGGGGGUUUGGUGGUGUGCACUAUGUGGCUGGCCUUGCUGUUGUGCAGAACAGUACACUGUGUGAGUACAUGAGCGGUGUGAGUGAGACCAUAGGAAGCUGUCGGAGAUGCUUAUCUGUAAUGGUUCAACUUGGAUGGAGUGUGCUGCUGAGGGUUAUGCUGCCAAAUAUUAUUUCAGCAUACAGCUAAGGGCUCAGUAAGGAAAAACAUGGAGAAAUGCAUUAUUCAGGUCCAUGUGGAAGGAAGAUGACCAAAUGGGAGAUUGUUUAUUCUUGUUCCAGACAAGCUCCUUAGCUUAAUUGUUUUUGCAUAGUCCAAUUUCCUCCGGAUGGGAAAUUGAAUGGAAAAUCAAUGAAACACAAAGCAGAAAAACAUCUGAAGAGCAACAACAAGACGCAAAGGCAGAGAAGAGAUCUAGAUGAGAAGUAUAGAAACUGAAGGUUCAGGGUCUCCGUCUAAUGAAGAUGUUUAUUAUAGCAGAAUCUUACACCACAGAAUGUAAAUGAUUUUUGUUUAUAUUAUAAUGGAAAAAGUCAUAAAAUAUCAAAUAUUUAUGGUGCUUGCAGUGUUUUGUCUUUCGAGGCCUGAAGCUUGAGGACUGGGCCUUAUUUUGCAGGAAUUCUUCAGUUUUUUAAUGAGGCAUAUUGAAAAUACACACGAGCACAAAUUGACAUUGUUUUGAUCACACAUAACCUCUUAGUGCAUCUUUUAUACACUUAUAGAUAAAUUUAAAUAAUGAAUAUUCUCUUACCUUCAAACUCAAUAAAAUGAUCAAUGUAAUUAACUCUGAAGUAGAGAUUAAAAUCAAUCCUAGAUGUGUAGAACAGGAGACAUGUGAUUACAUUUAUCCAUGGUUAAACUGGCAGAGGUCAGAGUGAUGUUUCCAUCUCUCAGUGUGACAGAAAGGAGGAAAGAGGCCCCACUCUCUCUAGAGUUGUGGUACUUGAGAGCCAUCUGUUACAUGUUAGGAACAAGAGGCCUGCUAGUGGCUGCCCAGGAAUCACUAACCUCUACAAAUUCAAAUCUUUUAUCCUCGAUUCAUCCGAUGCUCAUGAAUCUUUUCACAUUCAGGCUUUUUUUCUCCUCUUUGAACACCUUGUUGUAUCUUUCUUUUCACUCUUUGUUCUCCAAGCCCUUCCAUAUAUGAUCCUCUGAGCGAUGCCCUCAGGAGUGUUAUUUCAAUCCUUGUUUCUCUUCCAAGUACACAGAGCUGCUGGUCAUAUUUCUUUUAAAUCUCUGCUGUUUUUUUUUCUUUUUUGCUCUUCGCUCCCUGGACGUUCUGCAGUAUAGCUCAUGCUCUCACCCUCCCUUGACAAACUGUCUACAAUGUCUGUUUCGUAACAUUGAUCAGUGAUUGAUGGCUGUGUGUGUCCACUACUGUGUAGGUCUCUCUCAAGGUAAAACACAUAGGGCUACAUCAACAGGAAACUGCAGUGAACCAUUUGAAACAACAGUGUUGUAUCUAACCAACAGCUGCAUGCACACAUUACUGACACGUGCAGAAAUGUGCUUAUUUGCUAUCAGGAACACAAGCACACUAUGAUUAUUAAAGUUGUCCAUUAUGACUCAUGUAUGCAUGGUGAAAAAGGAUGUUUUUUAAAGGAAACUUUGAUUGUGUUAGACACGUAAUGUCCAUUUAUGAGACCACAACCCUUAGAUAUUACUCUGUACCAUAAAUUAUUCAUAGUCACUGCACUAAAAUAUGUUUUUCCAAAGUAUUAUCAAAUGGAAAGGGUCGCUCAUCGGAAAACUGGAGAUCAGGGAAAAAAAUCUUGUGGAAAAUGUAUUAGGCUGCAUUUUUUUGUCCUUUCCUCACAGAAAUCAGGACCAUAAUUAAGUGGUCUAAUGACCCGGUUUGGUUCUCAGGAACCCCUUGUUACUAAUCAACUGACGUUAUUUUUCUUGUAUUGGAGUUGUUGGGAUGUAAACUCUCUAGAACUUGCAUGACCUUAUUAGGGUCUACGGAGACUUGGUGAGUCUGUCAUUCAGCAAGUGCUGCUCCCAGGGGACCCUUGAACUAAAUUGUGUGUGUGUGUGUGUGUGUGUGUGUGUGAUAGAGAGAGAGAGAGAGAGAGAGAGAGAGAGAGAGAGAGAGAGAGAGAGAGAGAGAGAGAGAGAGAGAGUAAGAAAGAGAGAGAGAGUUCAACCUUAACCUUGUGUUAUAGAAAUAAAUAAAUAAAUAAAUACAUACAUAAAUAAAUAAAUAAAUAUUAAUUAUUAUUAUUAUUAUUAUUAUUAUUAUUAUUAUUAUUAUUAUUAUUAAUAUUAUAAUAAUAAUAAUAAUAAUAAUAAUAAUAAUAAUAAUAAUAAUAAUAAUAAUAAUAAUAACAAAAAUGAACUUUAUUUUUAUGGCACUUUCAAAAGGUUACAAAGUUAAACAGAAAAAGCAUGAUGAAUUAAUUUUAGCAGCAGAGGAGAAAUCAAUCUUAAAUUAUAACAAAUGGGGGAAAUAUCAUGUUAAAAACAUUUCAAGACAACAAAGAAAAAGGAAGAUGUCACAUCAGAAUAAAAACAAAAAGAUGUGAGGCAGUAAAAUAAAAAAAUAUAUAUAAAUAAAUGAACAAAUAAGAAAAUAAGUAACGCAAUAAUGCUACAUCAAUGAGCUCUAAUGGAAAAAGUGCAGUCUUCUUCAGAUUUGAGCCCUGAAUGAUUUGAGAUGGCUUAUACAGUGUCAGUAUUUUAAAAAAAAAUAACCUGGGGCAAGCCUCAGACGAGCUUUAAAAGUGAUCAGUAAAAUCUUAAAACCAAUUCUUAUCCAUUCAUGGAGUCAGUGGAGGGAAGCGAGGAUAGGAGUGAUGUGAUAAUGUUAGCUAGAAACCUGUGAGAAACCUGGUUACUGCCGUCUGGACCAGUUAGAGGUGAGAUGAGUGAUAUCAGAAAGAAUCUCAUGCAUUCUCUAUCAGGAAUUAUAAUUUGUGAAGUUGUAUCAAUAAUUUACAAAUAUUUCAUGUGUGUGUUAAAGUCAGUUACAUGUGAGGCAAGACAAGCUCUCGUAAACACUGAAAACGCCCUUGAAAGUUCUGUCAGCCCACCCAUAGUAUUGCAACAUGGUCCAAUAUCGCUUGUUUUGCAAAAGUUCUGAUUGGGUUAUUUGACCUUUGACUUAGAGAUCAGACACUGACUGUGACCUCAGCUGGGGAAAAUUGGUCAUAAAUCCCAGCAUUAUGAGUAUGUGGGCUCUUCCACUAUGACUCCCCAUCAACCCUAAAGGGAUGUAUCUUGUGCUUGUCUUGUUUUGUAACAUUUACAAACUAAAGUGAGACAAGUGUCAGCUGUGGUUUUAGGGGUUUUGACACACAAAAAAACUGCCUUCUGUGGUUGUAAACAUCAGCAGAGAGUACUAACCCAACCCAAAGCUGUGAGCUGACCCGAUAAAUGAUGAGAAGUGAGUCACUGCUUCAGACGGUAAUAAACCCUCUUUUUACACAUUGUUUUUACUUUAUCAUGAAAUAAACAGUAAAUGUACAAUUAUGAAUUAUAGAUACUUAAAAAAAAUGAAGAAAAGUUAAUAAAAACUAAAUCUGCAAAGGAAACACUGAAAGCGUGUGCUCGUAUGCAUUUCUGAAGGUUAGGUCAUGCAGGGCUGGCAGGCGGGUGCAGGUCAGGCAGGUCCUUCAGACACCUCACAGGUCACUGCUUCACAGCACGGCAGGCAUUCAGACCACAGAGUAACCCAGUAGAUGGAGACACAUAAAUGCACUCAUAUGUUGCAAACAUGCAAAGUACACCCACAACAAAUCUGGAAUGACAACGUGCAAUUUCAGUGUUUGCAGCAUGAUUUUGUUUAAAGUGACAGAAACAUUAUCCCUAAACCUUCUUUUACACACAAAAACAUCUGUCUCCAAACAGUCAAAUCACAGUCAUCUCAGUAAUUACUACUCAAAAAUUAAACUGAAGUACCUCUCCAUGUGUGAUGCUGUGGUGAUUUAAUGAACAUUUUCUCCUUUGGGUGGCGUUUCAGCUCAGGCGUAAGCCUCAAACACAGUCGGCAGUAGUCCCAGAGUCUCAGCGCUAGCAUGCUGUUUCUGGAGCAAGGUUCACCGAGCAGCUACAGAGAGAUAAAGAGAGGCAGUGGGUCAGGUAUGGAAGUAAAAACUGUGAUAGUCUGGAUGGGAAAUGGUGGAACAGGAUUAGAAAAAUGUGUUUGUGCAGGUUUCUUGGAGCUUGUAAUUGUGGGUGGUAUUGAAAAUCAGACAUGCCUUCAGAAACAAAUCUCCACAGGUGUUGCACCUCCUCUUUGUUUGGAGUCCUGCUGCCUGAGAGCUGCACUGCAUGUUGUAAUAUUAGAGUGUGAAGUUCUGAGGGAUACUACUACAGCGCACACACACAUACAGUGCUUUCACUGCUCCACAACUGCAUGUCUUUCCUUGGGAAGUCCAGCUGGAUAGAAAAGACCAGAACAAGACAGUGACUUCUUCUGCUUUAUGAUGGGACCUCUGCCAAAAAAACAAACUCCCCCCUCGUCAUGCCGGCUUGUCCAGAAUGCCAGUUUGCCUUAAUUGGCGCUCAGCUGAGAGAUGAAGGCAGGCAAAGAGAGAGAGAGAGAGAGAGAGAGAGAAACUAAGGGAGAGUAAGUGAGGGUGAGGGAGGAAGGAAAAUCUAAGUGAGCAUAUUUUGGCAGGAUUUCAGCUGGCUGAUGGGCGCAGGAGAGGCUAAUGUCAGUGGGGGGCUUGGGAACACAUUGCGAAUAAGCAACUGAGUAUCUGCUGAAGCGAGACUCGCUGUUUCUGUUAGUGUGCAAGCUUAUGUCACAGAAAGUCUUUGCAUUUGCCUGGUGUGAUUUGUGAUUUAAGCCUGUGCACUUGGACUGUACAGUAGACGUAAAUUCUUUGCAGCAAAGUCUGACAUCCAAAAAAUGUCUACAACAAAACAUCAGGAAACGUGUAUUUACAAGAGCUGUCACACACCUUCCUACAAAUGACCGAUUAUCUCAUUCAGAGAGUCUAAACCUGAUACUUUCUCCUUUUUAGAUUAAACACACACACACCUAUUCACCAGUGUAAAUGCAUGUAAAUGUCUACAGUAUAUUAGGUUUAAUAGCCUUGUUGCAUUCUGGGUGUUUUUUUUCUACACGCAAGCAGUACAUAGAUGAAUCAUCCUUAGCGUGUGCAUGUCUUGUGUGGGAGAUGGAAGAAGAGGGAGAGAGCAAAGGAGUGAGAUAAAAGGGUGAGGGAUGAAUGGAUGUUAAUGCGUGCCUCACCUCAACUCACACCUAAUUCAAACCGAGAGUAAGGAACAUUUUUGCUAUAUUUCUGCUAACAUUCAGGGAUUUGUGAGCGACUCUUUGGUCAGUUUCUGAACUUAUUUAUUCUGAGACUUUAUUCUCACAUUCAGAUGUGAUACUGUAGAGCCUGGGUCAGAAAAAAACAGCACUUAAAUCAAAAACUGCACGUCAGAUCUGGUCAUUUUUUCAAUCUUAUAACAAUGCCAGUUUUUUCUCAGCAAAACACUCCAAGUAAUAGACGCUGCUUUUCUUGCAGAUGCUGAUUAAUGAGUUUUAAUCAUAAUAAUGUAUGCAGUGUUUUGAACAGCACUCUCAAUCUUCUGCUCCAAGCAGUCAACCUUAUGCAAAAAGAAAAAAAUGCCCCCUACUGGGCAGCCUGGGGAGUCACAGCCUAAUAUAAUCUUGUUUAAGAUUGCAUGAAAAGAUUGUCCUGCUUUCACUUCAUGAAUUUUGAGUGCAUCUCAAGAGCGCUGUACUCUUCAUUAUCUCUCUGUGCUGUAGUGUGCGUGUCUGUGGAGUGGUAAUGUUGGCAGGUAAUGCAGUUUCCCCCCCACUUUGUAAAGCUUUCGCCUUGGAUCCUUGUUGUCCCUGUGUGCUUGUUUUAUCCUGCUCCUUUUAAACCCUUCUGUUGUGCUGUCAGAUCUGUUGUUUCCCCCCAUCACGCUUUGAAAUGCGCUCCUGUGUUUUGGCAGUAUUUGGCAGCUAUAUUAGCGUCAGACAAGUGGAGACGUUCAGCAGCGCUGUUCAAUAUUCCCCUGGUGGACUGCCCCCUUCAAUCACAGUUUCUUAAAGCAUCCAUUAUAAGGAAAGCAAUAGAUGGCAGAAGGGAAGGAGGGAGGCCAGAGGGGGAGUAUUGUGAUCCAUCAGUGUGUCUGUCUGCAUCAAAGUAAUGUGCUGUCUGAACCUGAAAAUGAUGCAUCUCUAGAGCCUUCAUCUUCACGUUGAAGCUGCUGAGUUUGCCCUGCAUGUUUGGGACUGAGGAAAAAGAAACAUCAAAUGUGUACUUUGUGGCUGAUAGGUGAGGCUUCUCCUGUUUGCUCUGACUGUCUCCUGUAGACUUCAGAAAAACAUCCUGACGGCACCACCCUGAGGAAAGAAUGAUUCUCUAGAAACAGUCUGAAUGGACUUCAGGGACAGGCAUGCUUCCUUGCAUGUGUGUGUGGGAUCUGGUUCAGUGCCAGUCACUACUCGGCCUUCUCUUCUUUCCAUCAUACCCCUCAUAGGGGGAAACCUGAGUGGGUGCUCGUAUUUGUGGCAACAAUCAGGAGGUGGUUUUCACUUCUCAGUCACAUGGUAUUGUAGCCUGUGUGAACGGAGCAUGAUGGCAUGAUGAGUGCUGGGAAAAGUGAGAUGAGAUCACAAACUGAGUCAUGAACUCAGGAGCUCCAGGCCAGAGAAACGCUUUUUGUUGGUCAGAAAAUGAUUUGCCGGUUAUCACAGUUUUUCAUAUCAGCAUUUUCAGCAGCCUUUCCUUUUCCUGUGUCGCUCAGUUACCUCCAGAGUUGUUUCCUUGGAUAAACAUGCUAUAUUUACUGAAAAAGCAACUGUGACUCAAUUUAUGAGAAAAGCUGGUGAGUCAUAAUUUAGCGUUGAUUGAGUGUAAUCUUCUCCGGUGUGAAGUGUACAUCUAAAUAUUGAUGCUUUUUUUGGGGAGUUACACAACCUCGGAAGCUUCCAGGUUCAUUAUCCAUUUAUUAAGACUGGUGUAAAAUGUGUUUGUGUGUGCGUAUACAUACAACAUUUUUUUGUGGCAAUAUGAUACCAGGAUUUUUUUAAAAGUGAUAGAAAGGGGGUGUUUUUUUGGAGAAAUGUUUUAACAUUUAACACUCAAGUCCUAGCUUUCUGUUAAAGGCACGGUAAGGAAUUUUUAGCUUGAUAACAAGACUGAAUCUCCUCUUUCUUUCUCCAAAAGCAAAAGAAACUAUCACUGGCAAUCAAAAUAAAUCUACUGUGGUAAUGUUUAUGUUACUUUUACGCAUUCAUGGCAAGAGAUAUGAGACAUCACUUUGCCUACAGGGUGCGCCAAUAUCAACACGAACUGAAAGUUCCUCACAGAAGCUUUAAAUAAGUGUGAAACAAUUUUGUUUGACAUUCAAUUCUAUGAAAUGAAAACACCAGAUCAUUUAUAAAUAAACAACAAAAACUAAAAAUAACAAACAAAAGAAACUUUCCUUCAUGAAGCUCCAGUUAAAGCAAGAUUUUAUCUGUUGUUUUUCACAUUGUAAUCUUAGUUUAGAGUCCAACUUAAGUAUUGAUCUUUAGGAUCUUAUGACUUUGGCGCAAGCACUGAUAACUUCGACUUGGACUUGACCACAUUCAGACUUUUAGGAUGGAGAGGAGGACACCAGCUACUUCAUUAACAAAGAGUGUUUCAUUGUUUUUGCUUAUUGUGUUGUAUUAGGUUCUAAUCAUCAAUGCAGGUUUAAGCAAGUGUCAGUUCAUGUUCUCAAAUGAAUGGACGUUCAUGCGUUGUGUUGUUCAGCAACUGUUCCAGGCAGGAUGCCGAAAAAUGAUUUUUGGAAAGGGAAAUAAACUAGUCUUGGACUCAGGUAUUCUUCUUUGGAGACUAAUGGAGCGCUCACACUAGAAGUGAGUAAAAUUAAUCUCCUCGCUUAAUUCAUGAAAUCUAGAUGGGUGAAUGAAUAGUUUUUUUCCUCACUUCAUUCUCACAUCAGCGGUAAUUUCAACGGUAAUCCCUGCCAAUUCAACCAGCGGGAUUAAGUGAUAGACAAGGGUUUCUUACAAUUUACCAGGUAAUCCGACCUCCUCACUCACUUGCCUCCAGAAGAACUCCUUUUCAUUCUGGUUUCGUUAAUUGAAAGAAAAGUUAUCAUAAAAUUCAGGGCACCCACACACCGACACGAUCAGUUUGUCCUCCAUUUUAUAUACCAGUGAACAACCGUCAGUUUUUAUACAUCACCCAGCAACCUUCUUGUUGAUUAGUUGUGACGCGAUUAUCUGCCCAACUGAGACAUUUUCAGCUUCCGCCCAUUUCGUUUUAUUCACAACGCCAGAGUAGUAGGAGCGUCUUAUCGCAUCUUUGCAUUGACUUCACGUAAUUUCAGUCGCACAACUGAUUUUACUCGCACUUGGUGUGUGGAGACCGUAACAAUGGGGUCCUGACUUGGACUUGGCCAGACUCAGUCUUUUGACAUGCAAAUAACCAGCAGCCAACUCAGUGAUUUAAGGUUCAUGUACAUUGAAAUAUCCAGCUGAGUUCACAAGAGGCAUUUCUCCUCCUGGUUUAGAUCUCUGGACAAAGUAAACCCAGAACUCUAAUACAGAACGAAAUGAUUCAAGUCAGCUGAGAUCCCCUGGAGGAGGUGGUUCAACAGCUAGUUUGAGAGCUAGUUUGUCGAACGUGUGUCCUUCCCAUCUCUUGAACCCCCUCUUUGCCAGGCGUAUUUUUGGCCCCUGCAUGACACCACUGAGCAGAGUGGAAGCUCAUCUCUUUCAUGCUCUGACUCACAAGCAAGUAAACUUCUGUAUUUCUGUAUACCAAUGUACCUCAGUGUCAAUGAGGUUUAACUUUCUCGCUGCUUCAAAUCAACCCUCGAAUCAUAUUAUUGGUAGAUUAUUUUGAUAGCAUGCUUCUGACCUAGAUUGUGAUUUUUACUACUUCAACUACUAGCACUUUUUUUUCCUCCAGUGUAUAGGUUUAUUCGAUGAGACUGCCCCUCUUUAUACUACAAUGAAAUGUCCAGACUGAGUUAUUCACACACACAAACACACACACCAAGAAUGCCAGCAUGCCAACACUGUGAAAUUUGAGACCGCCCACUCACCCCAUGGAAACACUGGGAUAGAAAAGGUCAAAAUGCCAUUAUCAUAACUAAUCACAGUGGCUAAUAUCUCAGCAGUAUUAGCUUGAAAAACCUAAGAAAGAUCCAUGAAGUCAAACACAUGAUACCUCCAGCCCAACAUGGCCUCUCCUCUGCAAAUAGCAUUGUGUAUCAGUACAAACCUGGCUGUUACUAUUUCCAGGGUCAGCUCUGAGUGUGCCAUUUCAUCUGGUGUCUGCGUUAGACAGUCGGGGAGAGAGAGCAGCAGACGUGCAGCCAGGAAACAGGAGGGUGCCGAGAAAAAACAGCUGAGCGGAGAGAAACACAGAGGACAGGAAGAGAGAGAAAAUUAGGGGAGUGGGAACCUUAUCCUGGAGUAGCCAGCAACCAGAGCUGCAGACUCCACCCUUCUCACCCCUCCCCUUACUCCCUCUCUCUCUCUUUCUCUUUCUCUCUCUCUCUCUCUCCCUUACUGCUAUCUCUCUCUCUCUCCCUCUUUCCGAAGCAGCCUCUUAGUCUGUCAUUUGACCAGGCAGUUCACAGAGGCGAGAGCUCAAUACUAAGAGGAAAACAGAGGGAAAAAACAGAGACAGAGAGAAAGGAGCACGUUGAAUAAAACAAUCAGCUAGCUGGGAUCUUUUUACGGCUUUUAUCACCAUCUGGGAAACCCUGUGAGUCUGUGGGAGUGGAUUUCUUCUUGGCAGCAGCUUUGGUGGACUCUUUCCCCUCUUCUCGGGUUUGGAUGUGUGGGCUUUAAGUGUCUGCUAUCAACCAAAGAAGAGUAGGAGGAUUAACUGACACCUUUUGGGGGAUUUAAACUUUGGGGAGUCUGUUUGUGUGAGGGCAAGAGAGGGGGAGAGAUAAAGAAAGAGAAAGAGAGGAGGGGAGAAGGAGAGAAAGUGCCGGGCCAUGCCCACCUCUGCUCAUGGUUGAACAGCAUGAAAGGGGGCCACCAUCACCAUCGCCACCACCGAGGCUGUGGCUGCCAACACUUGUUCCGUAAAGUCUUGACCAAGUGUGGCUGCUGCUAUGUGCGGGUCAGAGGUCAGUGUUACACUUGAACAAAUACUAAACAUUUAUGUCAAAGUUUCUUACUGUCAUUCUCAAUUUCUUUCCCCUGGAGUUUUAACUUUACUUUGAAAUGGUAUUAAAAGUAUUUUUUCCUGUUUUGAUGCAUGACUUUUCACUUCACACUUUUAUUUUGCUAAACAAGAGUGAUCUCUCCUUUCCUCUUCUUCAGUCUAAUACCUCUGCAUUCCCUUACUCUUCCUCUCCUCCACAUUUUCUUACACGUCCACCCACCUCUCCCUUAUCUCCCCUUCCAUUCCUCUAAGCGUAUGCUAAUGGUUUUAAAUGUAAGCCUCGAUCCUCUCGCUUGCUCACUCUGCCUUCAGCUACAGCAACAGAUGUGUGUCAAAUACACAUCAGAGCGAGCAAUCCUUCCUACAGAUGCUGCAGAUGAGUGAGCAGUGAGGGGCACGGGGGAAGCAGAGGGCAUGCAUUACACAUUCUCCCAUUAAAAAUAGAGCGUGUGUGAUGUCCCCUCGUCAUGAUGAGUGUGUGUCAGUUGGGUAUGUGCAGCACGUGGAUGGAUGAAACACACACACGGGGGUGCAUUCCUGUAGCCCAAACAGUGAGAGCUGGACAAAACCAGCAGUAAUCCCUCCCCCCAUUCAACCUUCAGCUCUCCUGUUUGUAGUAAUGAAGUGCGGCAGGAAUAGCGGCGCUCCAUUAGAAUAUUGUGCGGUUUAGUAAAAGCAGCAGGUGGCAUGAGAUGUAAUAAUAAAAAGGCUGGUGAGCUGUACAGUCACCCACAUGUUAGGCUGCUUUGAUAGAGUUCAAACCAAACUCACAGCUCCAAAAAAACAUAUUCAGAUCUAUUCUCACAUGACCUCUGCCCCUGUGGCUUAGGAGCAAAGUUGACACAACAACGACGCCUAAUAGCACUUUAUGAGUUUACACCACGGUGCCACGCUGUGUGUUUGUUCCCUCUUACAAGCCGACAUCAAAAGGAUAAAAAGUGUGGACCCACCGUUGAGGCUCUGCUCAUGGGAGGGGGGUGCACAUGAAGUAGACUUUCAUAUUAUUGGGCCAUGUUGGAUACAUACCUCAGAUUCCACCAGUUUAAUCUCUUAUGUAAUGGAUAUUCUCCUUUUCCAUCGCCUGCAGCACCCCACUGCACCUCUAGCAUAUUAUCAUAGCAAACACACGCACACUUAGAUCAUAAAACAUGCGAGUGGAGGAAUGAAACAUUUCAGGCUAUUAAAAGAAAUCUCUAGAAACGUACAGAAAAAUGACAAACUGACAGUUUAAUAGCCUAGAAAACAUCACGCAGGAGGCUCUUUUAUGAGCAGAGAAACUGUGUAAUACUGAACAUUUAGUCACAAAAACACUUGACAGUCUGAGUGGAAUAACCAUCCCCAAGCUACGUUAUAAAACUUUUGAUGUGAAGCUGUAAGAGCACGUAAAGCAGAUUUCUAGGUGGCUGCUGCUGCUUUGGUCUCACUUGUACAUUGAAGGAUCUCAAAUCCCUUUUAUGCCUUUUGUAUCAUAUUUGAUACAUAAUUUUAUGAUACUUCUAUCAAAUCAAUGUGAUCAACACAUUACAAUAACCAUAACUUGUAAAUGAUAAACAGAUAGUUUAUUAUUGUUUAUCAUCAUUUAUAAAUAGCAUAUAGACUAUUAAUAAAUUGUAAAUUAUACAAUUUUAAAAACCUAACCCUAAUUUCACAAUAACCAUCCAAGUAAUGUUUAUAGAUGGUUUAUAUACCACUUAUUAAUCUUUUACAAAGUAUGACAAACAUCAGUUGCAACUUUACAAUAACCAUCUAGUAAUGUUUGUAGAUGGUUUAAAAAACAAAUAUUAACCAAUUUCCAAAGUAUAACUGACACACAUUUUAAUCUAGAUGUUUUACAACCAAUAUUUAAACCCUAUAUAAACCUUUCAUACAUAGUCCAUUAAUAAUCUAAUGAAAAUUAUUAAUCAUAGUUUCAUUGCUUGUUAAUGGUAAAGUAACUAUUAACUUGCAUUAAUAAACUAUCUAUUUGAUAUUUAUAAUGGUCUAUAUGCUGUUUUUAAAUGAUAAUUAAACAUUAAUAAACUAUCUAUUUACCAUUUAUAAAUUAUAUUGUUAAGUGUUACCAAAUGACCUCUUGUGGUUUAUCAGUUUCCUAAAAACAUGUAUUUUAUCAAACAAGAUAAAUAAAUCUAUUUGUUAAAUUUUAUUUAUUUAUUUAUUUUGUUUUUCAGUAGUAAGUGAAAUGUACAAUUCAGCUCCAACAAAAAUUGAAUUUUCUGGCCACAAUUUGUGGUGUCAGGCACUAAAGGGAUAUGCAGUCCUGCCCAAUCAUUACAAAGCUGUUAUAUAUUGUGAUAUAAGUGAGGGUGCAAUGGACUUUAUUUAUUUAUCAAUCCUAUGAUCUUCCUUUUCGUAAACAUUUCAGAUCCUGCUAGAUUUGUCAUUUUCUGUCUCUUUUUACAUAAUGUAUUAGUUACAUGAGCGAUCUUGACUCUCCAUACCCUGUUGUUUCUGGUGAGCUGUUUACAGGAACAACACUGAACAAUGCAGGUCUGCCUUCACAAAGCCCACAGCACUUCAAGCAGUCUGCAGACAAUGUUCUUGCAGGUCAAACAUGUCAAAUCCUAGCAGGUUACUGAUUGUUUCUGAACUGUGCGGGGGUCAGAGGAAGAUUCGCAGAAAAAUCUCUAUGUUGAUAAGAUUUGAGUGGAAAAAAAUAUGCUUGGUGUUAACUCGAGGAAGCAAAAGCAAACAAAGAAUUUCCUGUUUGGUGCCAUUUGUAUAGCAGUGACAGGCUGUCUUCACUGAUUUACUCAGACGAAAUUGUGGACGAUGCAUCCUCAGCGUCAUUGAUUCUGACAAAGCCGUUCCAAUAGCACAAGAGGAAAUUAUAGUGUGCGGCAUGAUUCAUCCCCCUGCUUAACACUUACUUUUACGCUUGUACAGAUGAUGAAACAGUGCGGUGCGCCAUUAUGUCGCACCAUAUGUGUACCCGCCUUAUGCCUUCAUUCACACACUCGCACACACAUGAAACGCCCAAAUGAACACCCUGACAGGAAGCAAUCAGGAACCAAGCUUGAAGUCAUUUCAGCUGUUGUCACUCAGAGGUUAUGACUAACCCAAGAAGGCCUUCCUGCAUCAGAAAAACAGACCAAUCAGUGGCUGUUGUUUGCCUUAAACACACCAUUCUGCUGCACAUUUUCUAAAUUCAGGGUGACGGGAAAGAAUCAUAAGUUGAAGACUUUUUGGCUAAGCGAUAUAAACGAGCAAAUUUGUCAAAAAAGUGUCAUUCGUGGUUGCAAAAUCAUCACUAUACCUCACUAUAGGACAGUACUGAUAUGCGACAAGAGGGAUGAAAAAUAGAGGAAAUGCAGGGAGGGGAGGGUUGGGAUUAUCGAUCCGCUCAACAUGAUAGAGAAACCAGAGAGAUGGACAGGUGGAGAGCUGGGUGUAAUGAAAGAGAGAGAGGCAUGUAGCUCUGAUGUCAGCACCGCUUCGCACGGCACAUUAACAGAUUGGCAGCCAGAGGGCCAUUAGAGAGGGCAGCUCCCCAGCAAAUAAUGUGGACAUACCAUUAAAAAAUAGAUACAGUGUGUGCUGUCGUUUGAGGUUCUCUACAGCUGAUUGCCUUCAUAGACUAGAAUGACCGUAAGUUCACCAAUCAGGUCAAAGAGGAGGCUCUUCUUCUGGAAAAUGUACGUCAUGUUUGAGGAAGAAGGGGGAUAAUGUCCAUGAAGUCUGAUACAUGAGUGAAUAACUGAUUUUUUCUGAGCAACUUCCAGAAAAAGAAAACAUUUCCUUGCAGAUUAGAAAGCUCGCACAGACCAUGACAAUGUAAGACAUAAAAGGCAAUGUUGAACAUGAUGUACUCCCCUGCAGUCUGAGCCAGCACAAUCAUUUCUAUAGUAUUUUUCUGCAGCACAGCAGCCUCCCACUCUUUAGUGGUAUUAGGGAUGCACCCUGAGGUGUAUCUGACACCCAUAAACGUUGUCUGUGAGAGAAACAGAGGGAACAAACAAAAGAUAAGAGAGGGACGAGAGUACAGGGCUGGCUUGUGUAUAAAAAUAACAGCAUUUCAGAGAAAAAAAAUCCUUUUUGUUAGGGUUAUAAUUUUGACCGCACUUCCUCCUCUUCAUCCAUCUUUAAUUUAUUUUAUACCACUUUUAAAUAUGUUUAAUCAUUCUACUUCUAAAACGACAUGUUAAGCACAUAGUUUGAAUUUAUCCUGACAAAUGUAUUCAAUUAAACAUUUCUAAGCAAAUAUAGAGUUAAUAAAACACUUGGGAAAUGUGUUUUAGUCACCUGGAGAAAUUAGUUAUGUGAAACAUUUUGAAAUGCCACUUAACUUCAAACGUUUACGUUUUUUAAAGCAGAUUGAACUGACUACCAACAGAUGCAGUUCAAGUACCGUUUUAUCUGAGCCACCUUUUAUUUUCUGUACAGAUCAUAGAUCUUAUGGUACAGACACAUAAACACUAGCACACUUCCUGUAUAAAAUUCAUAGAAUGUCCCACCCUUUCUCAUUUCCCCUGCACAUGCAGAAAACCUCUUUUGCUGUGUUUGGUGACUUUGGGAAAGUUUUGAUUGUGCUGCUGUAACUUUGGAACAACAUCUAAAAUGACUUUUUCCUCCACAGACUCAAAAUAUCCAUCGCUUCCUUUAUGACUAUGUGUUUCUCCACUGCUAUUGCACUCUCUUUCUCUCCCUCCAAAGCUCCUUUCAAAGACCAAAAAGACUAUAUACCGCUUUUUGCAUGCAUCUAUAUGUGCUCUAUGUGUAUGUCUACGUGUUGACUCAUGCAUGCAAUGGUAAGGACAAGGAUCCCCCCUAGCAACAGGCACAACCCCCGCACACAAAUAUAUUUAAAUGGUUGAAUGGGUUGAUGGAAAGAGAACAAAGAUAUAGGCUAUGUGGGAAACAAAUUAUACUAUUUUGAUGCAAAGAACAUUAUGGAGGGCUUUUACUGUUUAACUAUUCAUUGCCUGCUGAGGAGCGAGUCUGCAACACACACAGCCAUAGCCAUGCGUCUAUAGCCUUAUAUCUAAAGCCUUGGGGAGGAGAGGAGCAGGACUUUUUCACAGAUUUUUGCAUGGGGGGACAUUAUUAUUAUUAUUUUUUAUUUAACCUUUAUUUAACCAGGUAAAAACCGUUAAGAUUGAGAUCUCAUUUACAAGAGAUCCAUGUCUGAGCACACAUACUGAAUAGCAUUUAUUCAUCUCUUCUAUCAAGGCUGAUUAUAGUUUAAAUUCUAGCAUUUAAAUAAUCAAUAGAUGUUUUAUCCCUGCGUAUAUGUUGUUUUCACUUUAAAGGUUCCAUAUAAUAAAAAUCACUUUUUCCUUGUCUGCGUGUAUCCCCUAACAUAUAGCAACCCUAGAAAUUAGGAGGAUUCUGUAAGAAGAUUUAUUAAAUUGGCUCCUGUGGUGAUGUAAUGACAGGAGUAAUUUGCAAAGCCACUCCCACUUCUCAAGCAUCGCACUGUCUCCUAUGCUAUCGUUUUGCUUCAGCUCGUAUGUUUACAUGGUUUCGAAACAAACCCCAAAAAAACAAAAAAACAAACAAAACAAAACAAAAAAAACAUAAGCAAGAGGCUAAUAAAAUUUUAACACAAAACUUUUUAAAGGUCUGGGAUUAUAUUCUGACUGACGUGUUUGCAUGUACUUUUACAAAGUCCAGUUUCAUCCAGACUACAGUAAUAAGUAGAUUUAUUUGGACAUAAUGUAAACAUACUGUGUGUUGCAGAGUCAAGAUAUCAAAGGUUAGAGCCAGACACUCUAACUGCUCUAUCACAGAAACAAACACAAAUAUCCAAACCCUGCACCAGCACUGAAGGACCAAAGAAAACUGGAUGCGUUCUAUUUUCGAGCAAGAAUAUGACUGGACUAGAGUAGGUGCUAAUUUGUUUGUCUGCACCAACCUCGUCACCUCAGUCUGCUGUAAUAACAAGAGCUGACCACAUAAAGUAACACAGCAUGAGAUAAGGAAGUACACUCAUAUUUCAAUGUGCGACAGUAUGACUUUAACAAACUUAGAGCUGUGGUGUCACAAAAUGUUAUCAUAUGUAUUUCAACACACAAUCAGACAAAAACAACACAGCUGCUUUUACAAAAUGACAAAAACAGGCAGAUGAGAGGAGAGGGUAGCAACAAUGUGUGAUCUAAGACUGAUUAUGUCACUUUCCUAACAUUACUGCCUGUUUGAUCUGCCUGAAAUAACCACUGUUAUUUCCCUAAACAUUUUUUUGCUUCUUUGUUCUUAUGAUGGAUAUGGCACUUUAAGAUGAAAUAUUUCAGCCUCAGCUAAGAGGAUAGCAAACACAGUUGUAUGGUGAUAACAAAAUAAAGCAAUAAGCACAUGAAAGCACAUGUAUAACAGCUCAAAAGCUCUGCUGUUAACUUUUUUUCAGUCUCUUUUGAAGUAUAGUCUUGGGGAUGCACAUCUGAUAACUUUCAUUUCUAAAUUUCAAUGCUAGACCUUUAUUUGUGCUUUUUUAUAAUUGAAACCCUUAAAAAAAGAUCUAUGUAACAAUCUUCAUCAUAAUUUUUGUUGUCUUAGUGACUAAAAUAUUUUCAUAUGCUGAUUACAAGUUUCUCCGGGUAGAUGGCAGAAGCUAUAGCUUGAGUGAAGUAUAGUUCUUUAAAGCUCCGGUGAGGAGUUUUUAGCUAAUCAUAAAACAGACUGAAAUCUAUAAUGAAACCUAUUGAGAAGCAACAAAUAGCAGAUUAGCCCAUCCAUUAGCGAGCAAACUUAUUUUUUUCUAGGUUGCAAUUCUCAGUGUUUCUGACCUCUGCAGGUGUGCAUGAAUUACAGUAACAGGUGUGAAGUGUUUGCUAAUGAGUGGAUUAAUGUUGAGCCUCUGCAAAUACAGCCUAGAUUUCUGGAAAAUUAUAAAGCAGAAUAAUACAAUCAAGAGCUGCUCAGUAUGUAAGCUGUCAUGCGGUGACUAUUUGUUUAAGUUACUAUGCUGUGAUAUGUAGCCAUGAAUAAUAACUGACCAACAACCCAAAUCCAAAAUGUAUUUGGACUUUUUUAUGUAAGACAUGAAAAGGCAGAAAACUCUCAUAAUUAAAAGAGAUGAAUCCCACAUUUAAAUACUAUAAUAAUCAAUCCAUUUCAGAACUGAUUUGCUCUACUUUGUUAAUCUGUUCCUGUUGUUUCAUCCAUCCCUUGUGCUUCUCAGCUAUUUGGCUGCAACAUACGGCUCAUUUGCUGCAGUUUCCAGGCAAUUUGAGAUGAAAUACAUAAUCACAACAGGGAAAUUAUUUUUGUCCACUUGCCCUCCUUCACAGAGUGGUCAGAGUGGAAGAUGGGUUACAGGCCCUGGAGCUGCUGCAGUCAACAAUGUGGCUGUUUUAAGACUUAGGAACGUUGAGCCCAAGUUUCCCAUCUGUGACCUCUGACCCUGAGCCAAAUAAAGAAUUUUAGUAGCUUGUAAGACGUGCUUUUGAUAGAAAGCAGUCCUAUUGGCAAACAGCAGGGAAAAAGCACAUGACAGAAUUAGUGUAUCUUUUAUAUUUUAGUCCUGAUGGCUUUCUUUGUCAUCAGCUUAUAAGGCAGACUUUGAGACAUUAUGGAAAAAACAACAAAAAUAGCUGAAAUUGAAGGUAUGCUGCUGGCCUGCUGUGGCUCGGCCGUGCUGCUCGGUAGUCUGAGAUAUUUUUAAACUUUGCACCCCAGCGCACCCUCCACCUCGUCAUCUCCUCUCACCCUCCAACCCAACCCCCCACCCCUUCCCUGGUCUCCACUGUACUCUGCAACUGAUCUCCUCCAUAUUGUUUCUCUCUCACACAUGCAACAGAGGGAAAAAAAUAAAGAUAGAGAGAAAUGGAGCGAGAGGAAGGAAGCGAAGUCUUCUAGGAGCCCCAGUGCUCCCAGUCAGUCUCCCAGCUGGAUAAAGAAAUCUGAAUUUAGAUUUGACUGUUGCAUGAUUUGCCAGCUUGGAAUGUGAACAUCAAGUGGAGCAUUAAGAUCAUUCCCGGGGCAGUCUCGUUUUCUCUCUCCAUCGCUCCCUUCCAUUCUCUCCCACUUUCUCUUUUUAUCCAGUGGUUAUACAUUUCAUUUUUUUUACACUCUUAUUCACGGUUCAGUCUCUUGUCCUCUUGGCUCCUCUGAACAAGCCAUGGCCUGACAUAUUUCCAGAGCUCCCUAGCUCGUCUCCCUCUCUCCAUCUCCCACUCUCUUUUCCCUCUCAUUUCUCCUCUUCCUUGGGGCUCUGUUUGUAAAUGUGCAGAGGAGAAGAAUGAGGGAACAAAUUAUGAAACGCAGGAGUGCAUUCCAUACCUUGUUUAGAAAGAAUUCUCCUACAGCACAGAGGGGGAGAGGAGCCACUUCCCCUGCGAUUCUAACCCCUCUUUCAGCCCAUAUGGGUCUUUUUAUGUCUGUGCUCUUCUAGGCUCUGUCCGACAUUUGCUCUCACCAUACUCACACCCUUUUAUCACUUUUGUGUGGCUUUAAUCCUCCUUGUUGACCAUGAAAUGUUACACAUUUUGAUCUUGCGGCAUAGAAGUGUGAAUGAGCGUGGUGUGACCCUUUUUAUUGUCAGAAAGCAAUAAAACACGGGAACUGUAAGGCUGAGAAACAGGUUGGACAAAAUGAGAGUUAGACAAGUGCUCUGAUUUCCCCUCUUCUCCUCAGCAGUUUUCUCCAGAGAAAACUCAAUGGGGGCCACACUGAGAAACUUUCCAAAACAGAGCACAAAGCAAACAAUGGUUAGCGACAACAUUGAAAGUAAUAUGGAGCUGUGUUAAAGGAGUGGCUUCAACUUUACUAAUAUCUAGGAUGAACUAAUUAGGUUUACAGUCUGGAAGAACAGCUGCUCAUUGUGCUUUGGAAAGGUUACCCUACUCUUAAUCAAAUUUACAUUUCAAACUGAAGACACAAGGGCCUGAGCUGUUUGUUAGUAUGCUUUAAGUAGUCUUUGACAUUUUGACAUCGCUUCAGUGGUUGUAUAGUGUUUUCUUGACCUUUGACCCAGAUUUCCCUUUCUUGUAUAUCCCUCUUUGACCUUACGCUACAAGUUCAUGAUUCAUCAGUUGCAUAAAAUCAUCCAAUUAUUAAGUAACUAAUGUAACUUAAUCAUGGGUGGGCGAACACAUAAACAAGGCUGACCUAGCUUCUUGUUUCUGUUCACUUUGGCAGAAAGAAUAAAAGAAUCUUUUGAUUUGGGAAAUACGUCAAAAAGAAAGGGACAUAUGAGAGAACGUGUUUCCCAUCGUCUUGAGUCAUUUCCUCCUUUGUUUCUCUUCGCUCAACGACACAGUCAGCAAACCUGAAUCGAGUUGUUUUGCUGUUCUUUGUCACAGGCUGCAUUGAUUGUCUGUUGACAGCAGGUAACAUUGAUUGUUAAAGCAGACACGGCUCAUACUUCAGAGAUAGCUUGAAGCAAGUCUGUUGCAGCUAUUACUUAACAUUUGAAAUCUUUAUUGUGCUUGAGUGGCAUAAACAAAUUACUCUUGAACCAGCAAUGUACCAGCAUAACAGAGAAAUACAUCUAUAGUUUUUCUUGAAGAUUAAAAAGCUAGUUGCGUUACACAAUGGCUGAGUCAUCCUUUUGUAUCCAGAGGGUAAAUCGCACACAAUUAGCAUGUCUAUUAGCAUGUAGCAGUCAAGUGGCAGGGAUAAUGUUAGCAGUUUUUAGAGACUUAGAUAGCAUUUUUCUCCAUUCAUCCAGAUGAGUUAGAAACCUUUCAACACUGAAUUAGAAAUAUCACCAGCAUAAAAAUGUCUUGUGUUUCAGUUGUUGUAAAUGCGCUAAAAUGUACAUGUGUUAUUAUUGUCUAGACCUGUUUUAUCUGCACUGUCAUGUUUCCAGACAUGCUAACUGUUAUUUAAGUGUACCACAGAAAAACUCUUUUUUAAUCUGCAGACUUUUCAGAAGGUUUUGCACGUGGACCUGAGCCUCAGGCCUCCUUGUAACACUUGAAUAUAUUUUGCUUAUCCAUAAUAGCCUAUUCACAGCUGCAUGGAGAACUAUAGCUGUUGCUGACAAAGACAAAAGCCGACAGGUGCAGAUGCUCAUCCUGAAUUUGUAAUUAGAUUUCCAGAAGUGUUCGUUAUGGACAUGGAUUUAUUCUACAAAGGCAUGAUCACAUUAGGUGAUGGUGUUGGUACAUAUACAGAUAAAAUAGCGUGCUAACUGGACUGACUGCAAAGGUGUGUGUGUGUGUGUGUGUGUGUGUGUGUUUGCCAUGUCUGUCCCAGUGUGUGACAUGAAUUGCAUGAAUUUACGUAUGUAUAUGCCCACAUGUGUAGGUUUAUUUCAUGUCUUGCCGUUGGCUAAGCUUUUGUCCCUUGCUCUUUCCCUGGGUUUAGUUGCUAUGGUGAUAAGAGUGGGGGAAAGCCAGGGAUCCAUGGAAAGGAAGGAGAGAAUGUGUCUCGAAAACCCGUCAUGUCUGACUGAGAGUAUCUGCACCAGGACUUCAUAAGAGUUCAAAGCCUGGCAAACACUAAAAAGUUUUUCUAAACUUAACUGAUUUUGAAAAUGUCAGAUCAGGACAGAUAAUGACAGACUUAAGUGUUUGGUUCAUAUAGUGUGUGUUGUGUAGAGUGUAGCAUGUGGUGAAUACAGCACACCACACACAUAAUUUUUUUUUUUUUACCAGCAAUCAGAGUCCUAACUCUCAAAACUUAAACUCUCACAAAAUCCUGUGAGAUGAUAUGUGACUUUGAAGUAAAAACAUGCCAAACUAACAUGCUAACCAUUGCUUGCUAACUAGCUUUCUGGUACAUCUAUCUGGUACUUCUGCUACAUCUGUGGUAGGGGUGGGAGAAAAAAUCAAUACAGCAUAGUAUUGUGCUAUUUUGUCUGGUGAUAUAUCGUAUCGUCUCAUUUACAAAGUAAUGAUUUUUAAAUUAAUUGUUAAUAUGAAGUCAAAGCUAUGAUGAAAGAAAAGUUAGUACAAGAAAUAUGUAAAAGGUUUGCAACAUAUGCUACAUAAAAAUAAAAAGCAGCAUAAAAGUAAAGACAAAUGCUAAAUUAGCUUAACAGUUGAAAAAAAUGUGUAAAUCGCAAAAUGUUGUAUUGCAAUACUCAGUGUAUCACAAAAUAUUAAAAAACGCAAUAAUAUCAUAUUGUGGCCCAAGUAUCGUGAUAAUAUCGUGUCGUGGGGCCACUAAUGAUUCCCACCCCUAAUCUGUGGUAGCAAAUUAUUUUCAGUGCCCUGUUAGUGUUGAUAUGUUUUACUGGACAUUGACUUCAUCUGUUUGGCUUUCUUCUUCAGCCAGCUCACUUCCCCAUUGGCUUUUGUUUUGUUCCAAGUGACAAUGGACAGAGUGCAUGCUUGUGGUGUUCAUAUGUAGUUAUUGUAAGGCUGGUUUGUGCUCAAGUCCUCUUUUUUCUGCGAAGCUCCAUUUUAAAAAGUCAUUAAGGGGUUAAUGUUUUCUAUGAUUGACACCUGGUACAGCCUAUUGGCGUUCAGGGAUUGCGUAGCUCACCCGGGGGAAACGCUGUUUGAGCCGAGCGUCAUCACAGCGACUCUCGGCGCCUCUCCCGCCGAAUGCGCACAAUGUUACUGCGCAAUGCUGGUUUUAGGAAAUGAAGAAAAAUCAUGUAAAUACAGAGCUUUCUGGCUUCAAAUCCAUAUACAGGUGGGAGGCAUAAUAUAUACAGUCUAUGUGUGUACCCUGCUUGAGAUCAACCACUUUUUAUUUGUUUCUGCUGUCGGGUGAUCAAUUCAUUCUUACAUCAGAACUGGUCGUUAUGCUGAUGAUGUUAUUGUAUUUAGUGGUAAGGGUGAAAUCAGCUUUUGCGGUUGAAACAGUUGAACAUAAUAAUUCUAGCCACAGGCCUGUUAAGUGACCAUGUUGUAUGCAGGCGGUAUGAUAAACAGUCAAAGACCAGAGCUCAGACCUAAGGAAACCAGAGCUGUGAGGCAUAGCAGGACUAAGAGGCAAAGACUCCACAUCCUCCAGAACCACAGCUCUUUCUCCAGCCCUCUCCGCAGGCCUCCUGACUGACACUGCUGCUAUUGCCAUUUGCUCUCUUUCAGUGUGUGUGUGUGUGUGUGUGUUAUUGUGUGUAAGCCCAGAUAAUCAUGCUGAUGAUCAACAGUUACCCACUGUGCUCUAAAGUGCUCUUUUGCUCCCUGCUGUUAAAAAAAGCUCAAAAGUGUGGCAUUAAUCAUCACUGUGAAUAUUUGGACUCACACAUAAGACGCAUAGACACUCACAGCAACACACACUACAACAAAGUGGUGUUCAGUCACUGUGAGAUUGUGUUACUGCAUUGGCGUCUUGCUGCUCUCUACAUGCUGUUGAAGAUUUCUUAAUGAACACGUGUGAUUUUACAGCAAUUGAAAUUAAAUUUAUCUUCAGAUACUAAAAGAAGCUCAAUAAUAACAUACCUCAACACUCUAUGAUCUACCUUAUUUAAGUCUACAUUUAAGUCUACAUAAUGCUUCUUUUUCAAUCAUUGCAGCCAGUAAAAUACAAAUAAGUUGACCUGAAACUAUCUUGUCAGACCAGACACUGUAAAUCAACAGCCAAAUUUGCAGCAUGUCUGUCUUCACAAACGAAUUCAUCUAUGUCUCUGCCACACCAACCACAGUAUAAGUAAAUACUCUUUGUCAAGUGGCUUGAUGAAAGUGUCAAAGCAAAACCACAGGUUUACUGCCCUGCUACUUCUGCAGACACAAAAAGGAGAGCCGGAGUCACAGAAGGAUAAGUGUAUGUGUCGUUAUUGUCUCAUAACAUGGGAUUACUAACGUUUAAAUCACCCCUCUAAAUUCAUUUAAUCAUCAAAACUUGAUGACGACAACCCUGUUUUCAAGGUUUCAGAGCAAACCAUAACCUUCUUCUUAUUUUCAAACUUGUUUAACUUCAUUUGAGAAUCAUUAAAACGCUUUGUGAUUAACCAAAACAUCGUUCAAAAGAGCUCAUGAAAAUGCAAACACUCAAAAUCAGCCUCCUUCGCUUGUUUCCCUGCUGACAAAGACUGAUUUUCUGCCUCUGACAGCUCAAUACUAAUCAAUAUUAGCCAAAGCAAAGCAUGGAAAUAAUUAAGGUUAAGCUUAAUGACGGCAAUAGGUAGACAUCAUUCAGCCUCACACUCGCAAACAGGAGGUUUAUAGUUUAAAGAGGGGGGAUUAAAAGGACAUUCCACUGACUUCUUCACAUUAAGGUCAAAGUUAUACCUGCUUUAUCCUCAUUGCUUCUUUUUUGGCAAUUCAUUAUAGUUCAGAGAUGGUGCAAAGCUCAAUCAUGGAAACCAUUAAAUAUUUGUAUUUUGCUGUCAGUUCUAUCAUGCUCUGAUAUUUGCAUAAUAAUAAUAAAAACUGUAUUUAUAUAACAACUUGAAAAACAGAUGGUUACCAAGUGCUUUAACAGAAGAAGCAAACAAAGGCAGAAACAGACAAAAGAAAAUGGACUGUUAAAGAUUGGUGCUUGGUGGUUGACAGCAUCGCAUCAGGAAGGUGAAAAGUAAGAAGGUGGAUAGACGACAGAUAAAAGAGGAAGAGAAAUAAAUACAUAGAUAAUUAAAUAAGAUAAGGUAAAAGAGGAAUAAUAAUGAAAAGGAAGCGAGUAUAUUAAAAUGAGAAAAUGUUAAAAACAGGGCUAAUGAUAUUAAUAAUAAUAAUAAUAACUGACAAGGUUAAACAAGAGGUAUUCAGGCAAUAAGAUGAAUAAAUUAAGUAAAACAAAAUAAUAAUAAUAAUGAUAAAAUAAAUAAAUAAAUAAAUAAACCAUGCAUCAUAUAAAGGCAUCAUGUUAAAGCAAGUCUAAAAAAGUGAGUUUUCAGAUGUUACUUAAAAGUUGUUACUGAUUCAGCCUGCAUCAUUGUGAAGUGCACCUAACCAAAUCAUCAGUCUUCUGAAUUUAACUGUGAGUGUAAGUUUGAUUCCCUGUAGUGGCAGAUGGUGCCAAGAGCUUGGCAAGUCUUUCUUUGAAUGGUUCAAGAGGAACGUCUGGAGUUCUUCAAGCUUCUUCGCUAUAAACACAUAUCCGUUUUUACACUGCCAAGAAAAAGAGUGUGUGCGCACUGAGACGGCCACUGUCUUUUCGUGCUGAGGCAUCUUUUUUUGACCAGUUAAGAUACAAAAUAGGUGCUUAAGCAGACAUGGCAUGUAAGCAAGCACAAUCUUGGCUACUUGAAAUGCACUGUUAGACUUAUGUUGACCUGAUUUUUGAGUCAGCAGCACUAGUGGUGGAUCAGAUCUAUGUAGCUCUUUGUAGGGCCGCUUCAUAAGCUCUCAUCAGGUGAAGUGUCUGAGUCACUCCUCCACAUUGUCCCGCAGACAAUAGGAUUAAUGCUAGAUUUAUCCAUUCAGGUCUGCUUUUUUCCUGCAACUUUGAUGCGUUAUGCUAAUGAAAAAAGGCUGAUGGGAGGAGACAGAUCCUAAUGCUAUGUUUGUGUAUUGCUUGACAGUGUCGACCACAUAUUUUCCUCUGUGCAGUGUGUGCAUGUGAGUCUGUGUAAACUGGGUCAGUAGGAGGACAGGAAAUCUCUGUGCACUUGUCUGUCUGACUGCUGUGUCCCUCCAAAAGUUGUGCAUCCAAAUGCCUUGAGAUGAAACAGACACAGUGAUGACAGCAGUUGUGCCGUUACGUCUGCGUCUAUGCAGAAGAUUGGGGAUGAGCAUUUUUUAUGCAUGCAUACUCUUAUGUAAAUCUAAAAGGCAGUAAGUAACUUUAACUCCCUUCCCUCUCUUCUCUUUUCAUCCUCUUCUCUACUUUCACUCAUGGUUUUAGCUUUGGCCUGUUUAGUAUUUGUGAUUCAUCUUCUUUUACUGCUCACCUUCAUCCUGUUUCACUCUCUCAAACCUGCCGUAACGUCUCCCUCUCUGUCUUCUUUUUUUCAAAUAAAAAUAAAAAUUCAGUGUUAAGACACGAUGGCUGUAUUUUCAGAGGAUGCCUUAGGCUCACUUUUUUGCCCUAAAAAAGUCCUCAUGGAAAAACUGAGGAAAUAAAAAAGGGAUAUUCCUAGUACUUUUACUCCUGGUGCCUCUGUGCCAGUUGGUUUUAUGUGUCAGAGUUUUGCUGGUCUCAGCAGCUUCAGGGCACAGAGGGGCAUUGCAACAGAUGAGAGAGCUGUAUUUUCUGAUCCAAGAGCAGGCAAAAGUCCAAAGCACUGCGGUGCUGAAAGGAAAGGAUAGAGUUGUAAAGGAGGAUAGUGGGGAGUUAGAGAGGGAGCAAGAUUUUAAGAGAAUAGAAUCAAGAAGAAAAAGAAGAAGAAGGAGGAUGAAGAUCAGGAGGAAGAGAGACUUUGGGCAAUGGAGUGAAUUAAAUCAGAAAAAAGAGAAAGAGUAAUAUCAGCAGUAUUAAAAUGUGUAGUCUUUUUAAUGGGAACUUUUAUAUGUCAGCAUAUAAUGUGUAUUUAUAAGAGUUCAUCAGAGGACAGCUGGAGGGUUUCCGGUCAAAUGCUGCAGGUACUAAGUGCCUCAUUGUCUCACAGGUCGUUCAGUCUGCACAUUUGAAUGCCUAAGUGCACCCCAGGUCCCGCGAGCUGAUGGGAAGAGUUUCCAUUUCCUCUGAGUGAGUGAAAUGUAAUAUGCAAGUUCAGCCUUGGCUAAAGAGCAUGGAGGGUGUGUAGUGGGUAAUGAAAGGGAGAGAGAGGGGAGUUGGUGUAGUGUUGAGAGUUGUUCGGGAUGACGCAGAUGCUCUUCAGUGCCUGCGCGUUGACCGCCACACUCUCAGACCCUCCUGGGUUGUGAUCUUUGAGCUGCUGGCAUUGAUUGUUUACUCCAAGAGUCUCUUAGUCUCAGCUGGACAUUUGACCCGUUUGACACGGGUUACCAGCAGGCUGCCUUCUUCAGACCUGCUGCAUGUUGCUAUGGCGGAUAUGAAACCAUAAGCUUGGGUAAUAGCAGACAGUCUGCAGCCGUCCAUCUGGACAUAAACCCCAGCAGACAUGAACGUGUGCCAUUUGAUUCGGCCCCUACAUGUCUGUCUACAUCGCAUGCAUUGAUGUAGUUCUAUGAUGUCAAAAUAGCAUUUAUGCUCCCAUGAGGUGGUAGUUAGGAGAGAGGGCUCCAGAGUGGAGUAGCUGUGAACAAGUUUGCUCCAUUACAGCUAACGCUUUUAGCCUGAUUUGUUGGCUCAGCAGUGUUCACUUAUAGAGAUCAAUAAGGGGGAGAUGGACCAAACUUCUUCGGUGUGACCCGACCAACAUUCAUAUCAUGUGGGUUCUUCAGCCUUCUAUCCAAAGCUUGGGUCUUAGUCUCUGGGCAAUGUUUUCUGAUUCAAACCAUUGACUGUAUAUUAACAUGGAUGCUGCACUUUCAUACUCCCCCCGCUGUGAGAUAUAACACCAAAAUACUGUCUUAAUGAGCGCUGACAUAUUAUGCUGGUGGAGCCAAGGCAUAUGCAGAAGUAAUCUGUCUGGUGGGGCUGCAGGACUGACGUCACACCCCAUCCCCAGGCGAAAGCAGCAAUUAAUUUGGCAUUGGACGUCAGCUUAUAAAGAAGGCUGAAGACUGGUGGUGUUAGCAGCAACUGGCAGACUAAUUUGAAAUAAUUUACCAACAGAUUCUGGGAUUUUCAACUGAAAAUUCUUCAUUAUGAUAACACAAUAAAGUCAAUUAAUAAUAAUAAAAAAGAUAAAUGUCGAUUUCUGCUUGUUUCUGCUUGUACAGCAUUUGUACAUAUUCAUUUUUAUUGUGAGAAAUGUGGAAACAAUAUGAGUUCUAGAAAUACAAUAUUGUUUGAGGGCAGCGAAAACAACAAAUAGUCACGUGCAAACAAGGAAAAAUCUAACAAAAAACUUGCAAAGGUUAUGAGAAAAGCAAAUUCGAGUUAUUGGCUUUCACAUGAGAUGAGAAUCUUUUGUUUUUGGUAAAUAUGCAACUAAAGGUCCUUAUGUUUUGAUGUGCGCUGCAUGUGCAUGUUGUGGUGUGUUAAGGACCAAGCAGUAAGGCACAAAACACAGGAUUGAUUUGAAAGAAAAGGCUGUUUUCAUUUUCCCCGGAUCAAAAAUAUAAAAAACAAAUUUACAAUUAAACAUGAUAAGAACUAGGCCAACAUGAUUGUUAGUAUAACAGAGGGUGUGUCUAAUCUUACGCUAUAAAAAUGUGCACACCUAGUUUAAACAAUGUAUGAUUGAACACACAAAUAGUAAAACUAAACAAGCUUUGUAUGUGCACUGAUGGAUUAACUUCAAAUUCAAACAGCAGAUAAUGGUGGUGGUAACUAUUGAGUUUAGGUGCAGCUGGGAUGGCAUGAAUUUUUCACAGUCAAAAAGUUGCACCUAUUCAGGUCCAAAAGUACAAGAUGAUAAAUCACAUUGUGUGGGAAUAUCCAGUUACGGAUAAAUGAAUCCAUAGAGUGCUUAAAUUAGACCCACUUUAAUUGCCUUGUUAUGCAAUGAAGACAAUCAAACUUCUCUGUCGUGACUUGUGAGUAAGAAGCACGAAGAAAAAAAUCUGGAACUACUUUGCUGCUAAAACCCACUUGCCUCUACUGUUGCAUAGUGCUGCAACUUUGUGGAUGAGCCUCCCACCCCAGGGUUGCUGCUCACUCAGCCUUUCAGACAGCGAGUGGGCGACUAGUGAAAGCCCAGCAUUAACCGAUCUCCACACAGAAGGUCAGCUUAAUGCAGUCCUGCAGCUCUCUGCCUUCAUCUGUUGAUUACACUCAGCGCAUAAACAAUACUUAGGCUGCAUUAACAAAAUCAGCCUGGGUGAUCUUCUCUUUGCAGCGCUGUUAUGGAGAUAAAUGUUGCUGGGUGCCAUUAGCACUCACGAAGACAGAGUGAACGUGCGGAGGAUUGUUUUAUUUCCCCAACUUCCUCUGUGUAGGUGUAUAAUGUUAUCAACUCCUCUCAUCUUGAGCGGAGGCAUGUGGCUCUGAGGGGAAGCUCAUCAUCUCCCUUUGUGUUCUGCAGCUUCCCUGCUGUUAAUGUGAAAUCAAAAAGCUGUUAUGGAUGUGCGUGUAAUAGCUUGCAUAGGUUUCGUAUAAAAACAGAUUAAGCUCUCUAGGGUCAACAAAAACGAGCUGCAUGUAUAAGAAUCUGUAGGAGUCCUGAAGAGUUGCUAUGGUGACGGAUGCAGACAUAACGAUCUUCGUUAUGAGUAAAUUACACACACGCUGCACAAUCUGUGUCUUUCUGACCCAGGGUUUCGAAUCAUGAAGCUGCACUUAACUACUUCCAGCACACAAACACACUCACACUCACACACCCAGUACGCCUUCAGCUCUUUGAUAAGCUAUCUCAGCUGAGGUCUGGAGCUGGUUAAAGACCGUGUUACUGCCUGUGUCCCUGCACUGUGACCCCCCCUAAACCCCAGGGCUGCCUCACUGAACCUGAGCAGGGAACUCUGGGGAACUCAAACCUUUGGGUCUGGACCUGGUUAGUGGUCAGAGAAGCUGGAGUGGAGGUUAUCACAUGUGCUUAGCAUCAUUUUCACUUCCCUUAGAGAUAGUGUGUGCUUUGAACAGGGCUGUGUUCAGAGGUGUGGCAGUGGAUGGCAUGGGCCCCUUUUGCGUUUGAAAGGCCACCCCAGGUACCACCCGAAAAUUCUCAAUUGUAAUUGGUAGAUUACUAGAGGGGUAAAUAUUUUUAUAAAUCCCAAAUAUGAUGUCAUCUUAUCAACUGUAGACACAUACUGUACAGUACCGUAUUUUUCAGAGGACAAGGCGCACAGGAUUAUAUGGCGCACAGUAAAUUGAUCACACAUAGGGCGCACCGAAUUGUAAGGCGCAUUAGGCAUUGGCGCAUUGAUUGGUUUAUUGUUGCUACUACUAUUGCUGCUAUUGUUACUCCGGGCCUGGGCUGCCUUACAUGAAUGCACUUCUAGUUUAGACAUUACAGUCAGGCAGUCAUGUAGACUGCUCAUGGGUCCUGUUACGGGGUCGACCAGGUAGUGACACAGCAUACCGUAAUGCUCCGAAUAUCCACUGAGCAGAGCAGCUUCGUGGCUUACCAAAGUCACAUUUACACAUUUCGACAGAUUUUUGAGCGCAUUGUACCACAUAAAACCAGUCAGUAAGCACAACAAGUAAUCAUACAUAAGGCACACUGUCAAUUUUUGAGAAAAUUUAAGGAUUUUGAAUGUGCCUUAUAGUCCGAAAAAUGUCGUAAUCAUUUAAACUUUAUGUAAAUUCCCUGCAGGACUGAGCUGUCUCUCUUCAUUAUACCCCUCUGUUCUCCUCUCUCUCCUUGCUAUCCUGCCAGAUCUCCUCACACUCAGUCCGUCAUGUGGGAGUGGGUGUGGUGUGGUGUAGUAGGGAACUGGGAAAUUAUUGUACACAAACAUGCAUCAUGUGGAGGCAAGACAUCAGUGAAAAGAUAACAGAGGAAACAGAUAAUAGUUUUUUUGUGCAAAAAAGACAAACAAGCAGUUUUGCUCUAUCAUUAACGUAUUUUACCGUAAGUUGUGUGCACUGACCGAGAUGUUGUCAGUAAUUUCUCAAACAACGUGAUUGAGGUUUGAAAAGUCUCCAUCCCUUCAAACUUCAAUGACCUUUUGAAGAUGUUCAGUCUCUUUGUACUUAAAGACAGUCCACUCUCCAGCUGAGCUUGGGACAUAGUCUCUGAGUGGUUUCUGCAGGCUGGUUCUCACUGCUGAGUGAGUGCUUGAUAAGAUCUUCCUCUGAGGCUCACAUUAGCAACACUAAAAUUAGGUCAGUGUUGUCUUCUUGUAAACAAAUAUAAAAAAAGUUCACAAAAUCUAUUCAAACAUUUUGAAAAGCUUAUGUUCACAUGGAAGGUCAUUUUGUUUUUCCAAGUUUGUCAAAUCUAUUUUGUGAUCAAUGAGAACUAGUGGCUCGCAAAUGCUGAACUAUGGGGGAGGAGGGUUGUUCUGAGCAGGAGAGAGUGUUUCUCCAUCUGUAGAGGACUGGUAAUCAAAGGUCAGAGGUCAGGUCUGGGGCAAGAAGAUAAAUGGUGGGGGGGUGGCUAGACUGGACUGCGUUUUCACCCAACAGAUACAACACUCCACACAUGUGGCUCAGAGGAAGAGCUAUGUCAGGGCCGAGGAAGGGUGGUGAGGGUUGGGUGGAUGAGGCAGGAUGGGAAAAGAGGACCAGACAGAAAAAACAAACAGUCCCCCAGCAAAGGGUCUUCCCUUCUACAAAGGAUUAAAGUGGAUGUCCGGUCCCAGCUCACUCCCCCAACGGCCCACUUCCCAUGUCCUCCUGACAUUUCUGUGCAGCAGGCAGCCUGCACAUUUCACAUCAAGCACCCUGACCUCUGCUGUGCGCCUCGCAUUCGAGUGUGGGUUGGUCAUGCAUUUGGCUGCAAAGCUCGAUAAUAAAAAUGUUUUGUGUUACAUAAACAGAAAAGACCGUCUGUAGGAGAGUUGGACAGUUGUGUUUAUAGAGAGAGAGGGGGGAUAUAUGGGAUAUGUAUGCAUCCACUCUUUGUUUUAAUCCCCUCUUUACUUCUUUUUACUUCUGUUUGUCCUCUGUUGUUUUGCUCUGUUGUUUUUGCCCACUUUUUAAUGGAUUUUUUGACUGCUAAGAUGCAGAAUCAGGGUGUACUUUUCUUAAUUAUCAUCGGUCUUUUUUCAUAUUGUGCUGUCAUUGAAAUAUUUUGGAUAACUGUUCAUUCUUUGUUCCUUUAUUUGCUCCUUUCUUCUAGAUUCAUACUCUGCAGCAGGCAGUGAGGGCAGCAUCUCCACCUCCGUGGCGUCCCUGCCACCGCAGGCCUCAGGCAGCUCGGCCCCAAGCUCCCCUGGUUCUAGACGCUCUGUGAGCACCCUGAAGAAGUGGCUCACAAACCCAGUACGUAAACUCAGUGCCGGGGCCACAGCUAAAGGGGAGCGUCAGGUCCGCAAACUUGAAGGAAAGCCUCCAGCUCUUCAGUCCCACAGCAACAGCCUGGACCUGGGCACCCCACCGAGGCCUGAUGACACCUUCACCAUCCUGCCUGUCACCCACAGAGAACCGGUGAGAGUUGCAAUGUUUGAACAACAAUGCUUCCUUUUUUUCAAAGUCACAUGAACUAAUCAAACAGGGCAACUUAUUUGAGUUGAACCACCCCUUAAGUAAACUUAUUAACUUCUUCCUACACUUUCUCAUCAUGAGCCCUUCUUACAAACUGGUUCAGAGGUAAACAUGCAAGGUGUUAGUCUUAUAUAGAUAUGAGCCAAAGCCAACAUUAUGGCUGGCUUGUGUAUUAAGAAAAGCUCUAAAAUGUUAGCAGAAACACGGGUUUGAUGUAAAGUUUCAUUAAGUAUCAUGGCAGGUAGAGAUGUCGUUAUAUAAGAGCAGCACUGCUGGUUCAGCCUGCAGGACCUCAUGCUGCCUGUGACUCAUGAGCUCUCUGUGUUGUGUGUUUGUGUACGUAGCUGCAAGCCUGAAUGCAUUUGCACUGAUGAGGACCUUUUAUGUGAUGUUUAUAUUGUGUUAUUCUGACAGAAUGUGGGCAUGUGUGUGUUUGUGUUUGUGUAUUUCAGGAGUGGAAAGACGGCCUGGCGAGCCCUGAGGACCUGUCACCUGCGACGCUGCAGGCUCCGAGCUACAUAACGGACUCGCUGAUUGGCUGCACGUCACUGCCAAAUGUACAGGUCAGCCUGCAGGAUGUACAAGAAUUUAUGCAAUUAUUAAAACUUAUUUUAGCAGAACUUUUUUUUCUCAGACUUGCAGCUGCUAUGAGGAGGUUAGAAAACAGGCAGAGUGAAAGGUUCUGCACCAUACAUUCAUAGUGAGUUACAUGUUGGGCAUUCUCAUUUUGGUAACACUUUACUUGACGCCUAUCUAUAUCUAUAAUGCGUUAUAAUCACGUUAUAGCACUGUAUAACUAUAGUUAUAAACACUCAUAAAUGAUCAUAAUGCUUUAUAGCAAUAAUCAUAACACAUUAUAAAGCAUUUUAUCAUGACUUACAAGGUCAGGUAUUAAAAUGUGUUAUAACUGUUAACAACUCACUGACAAUGCCCACAUGGAUAAUGCAUUAUACAUAUAUUUAUGAUGUAUUAUAAUUUGCUUAUAAACUUGUAAAACUAUCAUUAUAAACACUCAUUAAUUAUCAUAAGGCUUCAUAACAAUAAGCAUAAGACAUCAGAAUAUCUGACCCUGUAAGUCAUGAUAAAAUGCUUCAUAAUUUGUUAUGAUUCUUGCUAUAAAGCAUUAUAAUCAUUUAUAAGCAUUUAUAAAUAUAGUUAUAAAAUGCUAUAACAGGAUUAUAAUGGAUUAUACAUGUAUUUAUAAUGCGUUAUAGAGAUAGGCAUCAAGCAAAGUGUUACUGACAUUUUUUGCACCUUAUGCAUGAACCUUUGUCCACAGGGGUUGCAAAAAUCAACACAACCUAAAGUUACUUACAGGAGCUUUAAUGUUAGGAGGAACUUUUUACAGGGUGCUCAAAAUUUAAGUGAACAUUUUUGUUUUAACUUAAGCAUCACUGGUUUGAACAGGAUUUUAACCAUCAGGUUAGGGUUGGUUUUUAGCCAACUGUUGACUAAGUUAGUCCCUGAGAGGAAAACAUUUCUAUUGUGGACCCUGGCAUACAGAUAACAACAGUCCACUUUGUCUGCACAACCCCCUAGCAAGCUCUGCAAACAACCUUCCUCUCCACUGCUCUAUUAUUGAAUAAAACCAACAUAUAGAUGCACAAGCUUAUUCUACUUUAUAUCACCUGACCACAUAUGUAAAGAAGAGUAAUAGCCCCACACAAACACACACGCAUAUGCAAAAGCACACUCUUGCAAAGGAGUUUUAAUGUAUCCAAGCCCUUCCCAGAGCAGAUCAAUGUACCAGAGGACCAGAGGGCAGCCUCACAUAGACAGCAACCUAUGUGAUGCAUGACUCACAUUCAAGAUGUUACAAAAGAGUUAGCCUGGAGAAAAAUAGGAAAUAGCAGGAAAAACAGCAGAUGUGAUGAAAGAUGACUCCACUUGUGUGAACAGACAAAGGACACUGUGUGCACACAGGCCUUCAUUUUUUCCAUUAAACACUCAGAGUCAGUUGCUUGUGGCAGAAGACUGUCUUGAGUCAAGUCAGUCCCUUUUAAGAAUUGAGAUUCAUUUGAGCAGCAGUAAUAUUGUAUGAAUCAGCAGAGACCAGACGUUAUCAAUAUUUAAGUUAAUCAAUAUUGAUGUCUGAGUGUUGGAGCUUUGAGGAGAGAUCCUAAUUUCAGUCUCAAAAAACACAACAAAGCCAUUUAUAUGAUUACAUCAGAGGGAUGAUCUCAGUGCUUUGGUGUUUUUGCUGCCAAUCUUCGGAGAAAGGAGGGAGGUAAAUGUAGGGAGAUUAAAUUUAGUGGAUCAUUUCUCUCAGAGUGGAGGUUUCUGUCUCUUUUCUUCAUCUUCACUGGCUCAACUGUAUGUGCAGUGUUGCCUCCUGCUCCUCGUUUCCUCACAGGGUUAAGUGUAAAAACAUAUCCUCGGCAGAAUAGCUGUAAUUGAUCGGUUUCUUGGUUACUCAGAAGCUGUUGUGUUUGUGUGUCAGCAGUUCAACAAGAAGUGGUGUUGAAAAGGAAACCGAGGUGACGCACCACAGUACUUAUUAAAUUGCUUUUCCUCAGGAGCAACCUGUGCAGUCUGUCAUAUCAACAGAGAGAUUAAUAAAACAACCACACAAACAAACAAAAAAAACAAACAAACACUGACACAGUUUCUUACUGAAAAGAAGUGAUCUCUGCUUUUAUAGUGUUUUUCUCCAUGCUAUUUCAUGCUUUGCAACCCUGACAUCAAUGCUGCAAAACUGCAUUUUCCACGCUCCCAACUGCCACGCUGUACCUUUGAUUUGUUAUAGGGAUUUAUGGGCUCUUCUCCAUCUCAUUAAAAAAUGAGAAAAUUUAUGAUGUCGCUACUGGAAAUAAAAAUACACAUCAUUCUCAAGCUUAGGCUAAUCUUCCUAGGUAUGCUGCGUAAAAACAGCUGUUAAAAACAUUGCUUUCAAAGCGAGAGGUGUAAUAUUUAUGAGCAUAAAAUCCCUGCUGAUUUGCUACACAGUGUGUGAUCCAGCAGCGACUAGUUUGGUUGUCUUGAAAGGUGCAAAAUACAAUUUGAGAUACACUGUCAAAUAUAAGACAAGAGCUUAAUAAAUGUGUAAAUUUUACGCUUAUACAACUUUUCAGGUUUACUAUCCAAAAUUUCUUUGGGAGAGAUUCACCUAUGGCUGUUUGUUGCUUGUUUUACUUGUAAGUAAUCCUUUUGAUUUGGUGCACUAAUAUUUGGUAAUAACCUUUCUACUGAUAGAGGGAGCUGCAGUAUUUAAGGAUUCCACACACGAAAGGACAACCUCAUCUGUUACUGAAACUGUCGUCAGUUUUUUUUCCCCCUCAACCUCUGAGUAGAAAAACAAAACUUGCAGCAGAGGGGAGAUGAGGGGAAUUUUUCCUGUGGGCUCUGCCACAGCACAUCUGGAAGUGAUCAGGGAGCCAGGGAGACCUGUCAGCCAGGCUGGAGCUCUCCUAGUGGGGCAAGAUGAGCAGGGAGUGCAAGGGACUUUAUGGAGCCUCUCUGUCUCUUCCUACACCCUCAUCUCUUUGCUGAGCUGUAUCUCUUUCAUGCCUUUUCUCUCUAUUACACAUCAGUGUGACAGGGGGGGACAGGCCAACAGCUUGUAGACGCCACAAACUUCAUCCUGAACAAGUUUGACCUGUCUGGGAGAGAAAAAGAGAAAGUUUGUCCCCAUUUUCCUGUUUGUUUUUAUGUCUAACAAUCUAAUCCAUCUAUUUAUUUCUCCAUCAGGAAGCUGCCUUCCAGGGGAGACUGAGGGAUUAAACAUGUGUCUUUUUUGUGUGUUUAAGGUGGGGAGGUCUUGCUUUGCCGGGACAAAGGGACAUAGGGAUUUAGGUGAAGACAGAUGGCUGCCUUUAUAAGUUUACACAGUCUGGAAAGAGUAAAAGGCUGAAAACUUUAGCUAAAAAUAGAAGGAAGUGCUGCAUGAGUAGAUAGAAUUGUCUGGACAGAUGGAAGCCAGUCUUUUUUACUAUCAUACAAAGGUGAUAAGUGUGCUUAUGUUGCAGGAGAAAAGGUUAUACAAACAUAUGUGCCGUGGGUUGAUGUAAUGCAUGCAUCCAUUGAGUUUGUGUUGAUUUUCAGUCUUUGCACGCUUUGUUGUGGUUUGCACAAUGACUCUAUAUUUGCACCAGGACCCCUGCAGGAAGUGAUAUCAAUUCCAGGAAAAAGCAUGAAAAAGAGGUCAUGUAUGUAACGCAUGGACACAAUCGAUUAGAUCAGAGGAACCUUGGCUUUAUCCUGCAUGUGUUUCUAUUUGCAGCCAAUAAGGUUGAACUGACGCACAUGUUGCUUUAGCCGUACGCCGGGUAAAAAAAAAAGAAAAAAAAGAGGAUCCUCUGAAAUGUAUUUACACAUGCUGUUAACCUCAGGUGGCAUAACAAGAAAAUAACAUUUAUGAAUUUACACAUACAUCAGAGCUGAUGCUGACACUGACACUGCCAGUAGGCGUGCAAUAAUUGCAUUUGUUCCCUCAGAGGCCAAAAGUCCAUCAAGAGCAUUCAAAACUUCAUCUGUCAUCUGUUAGAGCAGGAAACCUGUUGCUCUUUUGAACUUUAAGGCUCCAUCUGUAAAGAUCUUUCUCUCUGUCCAUAUGUGGCUGAUGUCAACAGCACCAACGGAUCAUUUACCGUGACAAUCUGAAUCUUAUCUUCUAAUCAUUCAAUCUGUGCUCCUCGAGUCUCCCUGCUCUCCGUCGUCACCUUGGCAACCUACAUCAUUAUCAUCUCUCUCCUGCUCUUUAUCUCUACAUGCUCACUUUUGUUCCUGACAUGAUUCACAUUACAGGCACAGUUCGAUAAACAGUUCUUCUGUCUGUCUUGUGUGUCGUGUAUCCCUCUGUCUCAGGACACUCAGUUCAGCGGUGUUCUGCCAGAUGACAGCAGCUCCAUCUUGUUGGACGACACCUCCAGUCAAUGGUCGGCAGCGGCUGACACUGAGGAGGAGAGGAAGAGUGCCUUGGAGAAAAGCAUGUAUGUACAUAUUUGAUGAUAAGAUCCACACUCCUGCCAAUGUAAUCCUUCAUCACACUCUGUAAAUAAAAGUGUUUAAGCACAACCAAUAUUAUAUUGGAGUAGAGCUUUAGAUUGCAGCUGUCAGCCCUGAAUGUGCAAAGUUUUACCAUGAGAAAUGAAAAAGUUAGAUAGUGACAACUUUAAGUUUUGAAUAUCUUUUAUAUCUAAAGUAUAAAAAUAACCAGAGUUGAAGGGUAGAUGUCAAGUUCAUAAUUAGUUAAUGAUUCCCACAGGAUUACCCCUUAGACAAAAUGAUCAACCAGUGUUUCUAUGACAAUUAAUGCAAACCUUAUUGUUUGAUAAAGAUUGUGAGAUGCAGCUGAAGAUUUUGACAUGUAAUCAGAAAAAUUAAAUUUAAAUCGACUUUUUUUGUUGUUUGUUGAUACUUGAUUUCAUUUUGUUAGUAUAUAAAACAAUCAAUACAAACAAGGCAAAAUCUCAAACAUGUGAAUUAAAGGGAGAUAUCAAUCAACUAAACACAUAAUAAAAAAUAAACAAAAGCUGCAGGCUAACAUGCCUUUUACAGUUCAUUAUUUCUUAUUUUCAAAAACAACCCACAAAACAAAAAGAUAAGACCACAUCAAUUCACAUUUUUUCACAAAACAAACAGACCAACACUUAGAUUAAAAUAUUUCCCUGUAUUUACUCGAUAUACUGGCUUUGACACUUUUUUUGAAGAUAAAAUUUGAUUUAGCUCCUUUAGUUUUUUUCUUCAAAUUGUUCCAAAAACUGACUCCUCUCACUCUAACACAGCGCUCCUUCAGUUUAGUUCUGAAUCUUGGCUUUUAGAUAUUUCAUCUCCCUUUAAAUUAUAAAAAAUUUCCCUUUUUUUCCAAUCAGCUCUGUAUGUUAUCUUAUUAAAUGAUUUACUUUUAAAGUGGAAAGUUUUGGUCAGCUUAUGAACAAAUUUAACAAUCAUGCUUCUGUAUAUUCUGCAAAAGCAAGCCAACUGUUUUUUAUUUAUUUAUUUUUUAAAUUAAAUUAACAGCUGUGUAUUAAAAAAACAAUGGCGAUAAUAAUAUGAUGGUCUGAAUAGCUCGAGUCUUCAUUAGUAUGCACUGUAUGGAGACCUGUCCCCAUGAGGCCAUAAAUAACUCAUCUGUUUUAUCGAUAGUAAGGUGGAGAGUUAUGCAUAGGUUUGCGGAUUUGCAUAUAAUAUAGGGAUGUAUAAUAAGGGAGGGUCAUGUUGACUGACAGGUGGGCGGGAUGUGGCUGUUUGCCAGGAAGCCAUAGACUGUAUGCAGGAAGCUCAGGGUCCUUCUUAGCUUCACCUCACUAUUGCUUUGACUGAGUCAGUAUUUUCAAGAUGGCAACUGUUUGUAUAUGUCAACAAAAACCAUAUUCAAGAACUUCAUAGAGACUCUGCCCAUGUCUUAUACAGUCUGUGGUUCAAAGGCACAUUUAAAAGAUCAUUUCUGAAGCAAAAUUGAACAUGUUUACAGGCUGAUACAGUUUUGGUCUUUCUAGCCCCCUUUUUAAAGCCGAAAACAUACAGGAUCCGUAUUGAGCAUGUUCUGUCAUGGAGCAGAGACGCGACGCAGACAGAACAUGCUCAAUACGAAUCCUGUAUGUUUUAGCCUUAAUGCUCAUAACUAUAUGGGGAGGAUUUUUUGACUCAUGAUUUUACAAAGGCUAGGAGCUGUUCACAAAUACUGUAGGCAUGGGGUGACACUGAUUUGACUGACAAGUGGGCUCAUUGCUUGCUGUUUGCUUAGCUACUGCCUCUCUAACUCUAACUCCAACCCACUCCCCCCCAGAAAAAAAGUUUCUAUACAGUUGUGUGUCCUUCCUGGAAAACUGUCAGAAGACUGGUAUUUGUUAGAUAAACUUUCUCAAGGAUUUAUGCAGAAUAAAUGUAGUGGCAUUCCUCCAACACUAAUCCCCCCCUCUUUGUAUCUUCACAGGUAUGUUCUGAAGGAGCUUAUAGAGACAGAGAAGCACUAUGUGGUGGACCUGGGGCUCAUCGUGGAGGUAAACCUCACAGCCUGCCAGCUCAAAAACACACAAUCUGCUCCGACAGAGAGGGGAGAACUUAGUCAUCCGUCCAAUCUGCUUGACAGAGCCCUAAAUCCUCAUCAUUACUUUCCUCCUCUCUGCUCCUCUUUCCUCUGGCCUGCCUACAUCACAGCGUCUCCACUCUUAAGCAGAUUUUGUGAAGUUUUAGUUUGAAGAGUAUUAUGUUUCAAGGGGAUCUGUCUCCUGAUGCCUUAAAUAGCUGCAGAUAUUUUGGUUCAGGGAUAUUUUUUCUCCCAUCUGUAAGUUAUGAAAACUAAAUGAUAUCUGGUGUUGCUGUCUCUUGGAACAGCUGAGCUUUAUUUUCUGGUGUUAUUCAGAGCCAGGUGCCAGUUUUUGUUGAUGUGAACUGCAGCUCUGUUAUUUCCUUGCAGGGCUACAUGGCCACAAUGAACUCCAAAGGCAUACCAGAGGACAUGAAGGGAAAAGACAAGAUUGUUUUUGGAAACAUUCACCAAAUAUUUGACUGGCAUAAAGAGUAAGUUCCUGAUAUUGUGACAAUAUUUUACGUCCACAAGUGAAGAAUAGUGUGUUUGAUGGAGCUGCGUUCAAAGUAGAAAACAUCCAUUUGCAGAGUAUUGUGUUCAAGGCGGAGAGGAUGACAAAAGAACAAAAGGUCAGGAGACAAAUCUGACCUCCUGUCUCGGCUUUAUACGUGUGUGACGUGUGUCUUUUGUGUUUUUUCUUUUUACUUGGUAGCUACUUCCUGGGAGAGCUGGAGAAGUGUUUGGCAGAGCCCGACAGGCUGGCUCAGCUCUUCAUUAAACAUGUGAGUAUAACUAUCUUGUGGGCACACACACACACAAACACAUUCACUCACGCAUCAGUGGCAGUGUCUGGGUCUGCUUCCUUGCGCAGUUUGGCGUGAGUGUAAAUAGAGCAAAGAAAACACGCAGAGCUCCUGUUUAUCCUACACCGUACCUCUCUCCUCCUCUCCCAGUUGCCAGCGUUUCUACUUCCACUUCCUUGUUACUGAUACGUCUGUGUUUUUACAACAGCACACACACACUCAUACACAUACUCACAGAAGAACGACACACUGGCCGAUAUCCAGUCUAGGCUGGACUGGUCAGGAAACACCAGGGAAAAAACAGUCAGUAAAGACAACAAGAAUAAGAGGAGCAAUAACAAAUGCUCAGCUAAGGCUCUUUGAUAUGAAGGCUUUUUUUUUUAUCGGCCCAAACAGCGACCUACUUCUUACAACAUCAUCUAAGCUGAAGAAUGAAACACGGUUAUGUAUCCAACAUCUAUGCUGAGUGUGUUAUGUUCAGAAUAGGAUGCAGCAUAAGCACGUUAAGGGUCACAUGGUCUAUGAAGGGAGUAAAAUUAGAUUUAUCUCUAUUGGUUAAGAGGUGGCACAUGCAGACUGAGUAGACAUGUUUUUGACCAACUUGGCUUUGCUUCAACAUUUACUCUCUUUCCUUCCCUGUAGCUUCUUCAACAAUUUAAUAAUGCUCAGCCCACAGGAUAAUCAACUUAAAUCCUGCAAAGAGGAAUAAAGAAACUUGUAACUAAAUCUAAGCAUGGUGUCAAACCAUGAAAACAAACAGACUGGAAACAUGGUCUUAAUGAAAAGCAGAGAGCCCAAUCUGCUUUUAACAAGAGCUGUGUCACAGAUAUGCAACAUGUGUGCUCACUUACACAUAUGCAACAUAAAAACAAACGGGUACACUUCAUGCACACUACACUCUUUCACAUUUUUACAUGCAGAAGUCUACUGCAGGGUUACAUGAUGUCCAUAUUCAGGUAGAGCAGCUCACCAGUCUCUAGGUUACAGAACCAUGCAGCCUGUUGCUAGGUACGGCUUCAUAUCUGCAGGCUCUAAAAGGCUCCGGUUACACUGAGGGUAACCUGGGUAAAUUAUACAUCACCUUAUGCUCAUCUGCAUGUAACACCAUUAGAGCUCAGACUAUUACAUCUGCACUGCAUGUCAUUUUAGCCACACAAGAGCAGAACCUGUAAAAUGCUGUUACCGUGCACCCGCACUACAUACUGCGUGCUGCUGUUUUAGAUCACUUCCAGAUGCAUUUUCAAUCAUGUGUAAUGCAAUUCAGCUUUUUUUCCCAUUACAGUGAGACUCACAUUAAGGUCUUUUUUCCCCUCUGUGGCUAAAUUGUAUCAUUAAUUCAACUGAAUGUUUUUCUAAUGAGAUGUUUGUCCGCAGGAGAGACGUCUGCAUAUGUAUGUCGUGUACUGUCAGAACAAGCCCAAGUCAGAGCAUAUCGUCUCAGAGUAUAUUGAGACUUAUUUUGAGGUGAGUACUUUUUAUUGCAUUCCUUUUAUGUUCCUGUAGCUUUCAAACUUGUCCCUGCUUUGUAGACGUUUAGGUGUGUAAAUGACUUAAAGCUAAAGUAAAUCAGUUGCCACAGUUGCUAAUCACUACACCACUACUUGGCUACAUUGGCUAUAUGAAAUUGUUACCUUGACAACAUUAGAAGACAUAGCAUCCUUCUAGCUUUUGACAAGGAUGAUCACAGUUAUUAUUAAAUCUUCUUAUGAGGAGAUUUACUGCAGAGGGGGUCUGUUGGAUUCCUCACUAAGCUUCAUUUCCGGGUCAAAGGCCUGUGUCCAUUGGUGGCCUUUUUUAUGCUGGCAAUGGCCACAACUCCAAAUUCGCAGGUCUUCUCACUAAUGCAUACUGUUGAUAGGUUACAAAAGUAACUUCUGCUUCCUUUUUUUUUUUAAAUUGACCUGUUAAGUCUGUUUUAAAUGCUCUUUUUGCUUUGUAUUUGAUUUAAAUCAAUUACAUUUAACAAAGAAAACAUAAAAAUAAUAAAAAUUGUGUUAAAUUAGCAGCAGCUCAAGACCUGGAAAAUUUUAGCUUCAUAAAAAGGGGGUGGUUAGUUUCUCCUUUAUAUGGACCCUUCAGUGUUGUUGACAAAAUUGUUGUCAAAGUCCCGCCUCUCCUAAAUUUUUAUUGGUGGGUGAGAGAAAAGACACACUGAUGAAUCUGACUGUGUUAAAAGUUGAUCUUUUUUUAACUGGGUGUACUGUGAGAGCAGCAACAAAAAACAGCUGAUGGUAAGGAUGUUUUUGUGCUCAGAACAUUGACCAAUGAAAACUGUAUUGAUUUUGAAUUGAAAACAUGCACCGGCAGCAGAAAAAAACACGAAACAAAGACCUGUCAGUGUGAACAGGCCCUAGUCCUAUAUUGAUAUUGUGGGUUAUAAAGGUGGACAAUUACAUCAACAAGUUUAAUCAGCUUGGCUACAAAAUUCUGUGCCACACUUUUGAAAACUCUGACUUGCUCUUCUGUUAUUUACAUUUUAGCUUUUGCAUUUUUAAAGCAGCUGCUGGCUGUACCAAUCUGCAAUAGCAUCUAAAAUUCAAAGACACUGAUCCUCUGAUAUAGAAAUAGGGAAACAAAGAAUUCCUACUUAAGUCUGUGAACUUUCUUUUCAGGUGAUGACUGAAAUUUUUUUUUCAAAUUCCAAUUUUUUCUGCAAAAUGUUGGUUUAUUUAUGUCAAUGAUUAUUUCUAAUUCAGACCACCUGCAUUCUGAUGUCAUGUAUCACCAUUUCCCUCAGACUUGUAGUUGAUAAGCUCUUUAGUAUGCAUAAACCAGUAUGCAUUCUGGUUCCAUACUAUACACAUAUAUUAUACAUGGCCGUGUAGGUUAUAUUCUUAGCUACCAUAUAUUAUUCAGAUUACUCCUUUUCACUGACAGUAAACACAAGACAAACAGACAGGCAGAAUAAUCACUGUGAUGUAUUGUCUUAGAGGGAUUAUGUUGGCCUGCAGCUGUUGUGUCGUGUGCUGUGGCUGUCGUGUUAACUGUUGUCGUGAUGUGGUGUCCGUCUCUGUGUUCAGGAGUUGCGGCAGCAGCUGGGCCACAGGCUGCAGCUCAACGAUCUGCUCAUCAAACCCGUCCAGAGGAUCAUGAAGUACCAGCUGCUGCUCAAGGUGAAUAGCAGAGCACUGCUGAGCUGUUGACACACAACAACACUUUCUCACACACAAACAUUUCGGUGUCCACUGUGCAGCUGUCUGGCACACAGCGGGGUCAGUCACAUGAUUGUAAACAUCAUGGACUCAUGCAAACAGCAGUCUAGAAACACAGAUGACACACACACGCCGUAAUGUCUACUUAGGCUACCUUCCAGCCGGAGAGGAAGAGGCAAAUUACAAAAGAAGACUCUAAUUCAAACAAUUGUUUGUAACAGUCUUUGAAGAGUAUCGUAAAAUGACAUCCUUGGAAUAAAACUUAGUCCAAAUAUUAAACUUUGCCCCUUGGCAUUCAAAUAAAAGCUGGGUUUAGUCCCCAUAAAGACUCCACCAGAUGUCCUCACCUUAUUUCAAGCAGUAAAACUGGAAUACUCUGGUGACCAUGCUGUUUUUAUUUGGGCAGGACUUCCUCAAGUAUUACACCAAAGCUGGGAUGGAUACAGAGGAGUUGGAGGUGGGUGUCCUAAUGCAAAGUAUUAGGAUUUGUUUCUGAUUUUUGUGAUUUGUAUAUCAACUCUGCUCCUUUUCUAAUACAGAAAGCGGUUGAAGUGAUGUGCUUUGUGCCAAAGCGUUGUAAUGACAUGAUGAAUGUGGGCAGACUGCAAGGCUUCGAGGUAUGUCUCCGGAAUUUAGGCCAUCCUUAAAGUCUCCAAAACAUUUCUCAUGCCAACUAUUCAGCUCAUUAAAACCUCACUGUGACCACUUCCUUUGUUGUUGUGUUUAUCUCUACUGUCAUACCAGGGAAAGAUCACAGCGCAGGGCAAACUGCUCCAACAAGACACUUUCACCAUCACCGAGCAGGAAAGCAGCUUUCUAUCCCGAGCGAAGGAGAGGCGGGUCUUCCUCUUUGAGCAGUUGGUCAUCUUUAGUGAGCCAAUCGACAGGAAGAAAGGUUUCUCAAUCCCAGGAUACAUCUUUAAGAACAGCAUCAAGGUAGGCAGGCGCCUGCUGAGAAUCAAUGAUCUGAGAUCCAUUAGAAAAAGAGAGUACAUUUAACUCCCAUGUUAUAAGUUGAUCAACAGAUUGAGAACCACGCUAACUCUUGCCUACAUCAGCACUCAUUACAUAACCCCACAGCAGGGACGUUUUAGAGGCUUGCAUGAGUUAGGGAAGUGUUUAGCUGUGACUUUUCACAGAUGUUAAUCAGAUGUGAUAUGUUCCAGGUGAGCUGCCUGGGGGUGGAGCCCAGCGUAGAGGGCGAUGAUGCCCGCUUUGUGUUGACAUCACGCAACCCAGACGGGAGUGUGGUUCGCUUCCAGUUGCUGGCCUCCUCCCCGGAGAUAUGUCGGGCCUGGGUCAAUGAUGUUGUACAGAUCUUGGAAUCGCAGCGCAACUUCCUUAAUGGUAAGUCCCUGCUGGGCUCUGAAGACAACGGAACAUCUUUCAGAUCGAUAAAUCAUGUUUUAGCUUGCUGUGUUUCCAUUUAUUGACUGUGCUGUCAGAUCUUACACAAAGGCCGCUCAAUCGGUUCUAACUGAGAAGGUUUUUUUUGUUUAAUUGAAGAGUCUUGUUCUAUGUUUUCUGUUUAAAAAGUGAGAAAUAAAAUGAGAUAUAGUUGUAUUCUGGCAAAUUGAUAACAUGGAUACGAACACAGAUGGGGCUUUAUUUUCUUAUUGCUUAAUCUUCCACAUUAUGUUAAGUUUACAACUAAUUUUUACAUAUCUGCGUAUUUAUCAUUGGAGCUGAUUAAAAUAGAGAGUGGAGCGCUACAAAAACUGCCAUCAUAUUCUCUGUGUGUGUCAGCCUUACAGUCCCCUAUUGAGUACCAGCGGCGAGAAAGCAAGUCUAACAGCCUGGGUCGCAGCAUGAGACCCCCUUUGUCUGCUGCCAGUGCCCUCAGACCCCACUCCUCUGCCUCCAUUGACCGCCACAAGCUUCCGUCCCUUCACUCUCACAACAUCUCCUUACCCACGCUCUACCUGCCCAGCCAAGGCCAGAGCCAAGGACCCAGUGAAACGUUCCCACAGCGGGAUGUAAGUGUCUUUAGAUGUGCCUCUCUUUAAUGCGCUCAAAUGGUACUAUAAAAACAGCAAAUGGUUCUGUAUACUGAUAAUGAGCUGACAACUUUUGUCUGCAUUUUACAGCCCACUGUGGUCCAGCUGUGUCCUGCUGACCCCCACGCUGUUUCUCCGUCUCACGUCCAACUGGGCUUCACUGAUCGGCCAAACUGUCAAGCUGUGUCAAAUGGGCUGUACACUCCCACCACACAAAGUUCACAGGUAGAAAUGCCAACAUGGGGGCUUCAGUGUGUUAUACAAACUGGCAGUCAAUUGCACCUGGUUGAACAUUUUGCCUGAAUACUGAACACCAACAUUCUGAGAGGAAGGGAUAAAAAUGAGCAGCAGGAAGCGAGGAAAUAACAGAAAACAAUGAGCCACAGUAAAAUAUCUGACAACAAUUGUGGUGUGCUCGUUUAUGUUCAUUAAAAGAUGAAAAGUCUCAGUGAAUGGUGCCCUUUUAUUAAGAUGAACCUAUGCUACAGAGGUCUCUGCAGAUAUACAAAGAGUUAUUUCUCCCCCUUGUGGCUAAAAAGGGAAUUUUAAGAGUCAGAUGUUUUCUAGAGGAAAUACGACAUAAUGUUUUCUGCUCUUGUUUAAGUUAGUUAAACAUAAAAGUGUUUUCUAUAAUACACGACAUUAACAUCAGUCCUGUCUGUGCUUUCUUUAUACUUUUACCAUCAUGCUUAUCAAACAAAUUUGAUAGAUAGAUAGAUAGAUAGUUAUACAUAGAUAGAUAGAUAGAUAGAUAGAUAGAUAGAUAGAUAGAUAGAUAGAUACCACCAAAAAUGCACCUCAAAGCAGCAUUUAAUAUGUAUAAAUAUGUCAUUUAUUGGUUUACGUUGUUCUUAGUUAACCUUUUAACUUUCUGUUUUCAUCUUUUAUUCCAACAAACUCCUCUAGGAACUGGUGUUGCAAAUUAACAUCAGUUAUAAACAUUAUGACAUUUGCAUUGGAUGGCUUUUCACUUCAUUUGUGUGUAUUGUACUUGUCUCAAACAAAGACACCAAUAAGUUAGUAAGUCCUGUAGCUUUCUUCUGAGCGACAGUAACAAUUUGAAAGUUAAGCAGAGAAAAAAAAAGUGAUUUUAUUUAUUCUAAAUUAAAGAAUAACUUCAUUUGUUUUCCUGGUUUUAAGAAUUAACCCCACUCUUUGAACAACAUGAAUAGUGUCUGGACUUCCUCACUGUAGGUUGUACCUGCCUAUUGUUGGGCUUAAAUGAACUCCCCUCUGUCAUUACUGAACUUGUUUCCUUCAAUGGGACAGUGCAGACAGACCAGCUGUUGUUGUUCACUGCCUCUCUUUACUCAGUCUGGAUUGAUUUGAUCCAAAACAGAUAGGAAGCAAAGUUGAUAAUAAAAUGUAAGAUAUGAUUGCGUAUGAGGGAGUCUUUCUACUUUGUGUGAUUGUUAAAUUUUCUUCCCUACAGAGGGCAGCAGAGGGCUGCAGAAGGGGCCAAUCUGCUGAUGCUGGGAACCAGCCUCCAAUGUCGGGCCCCUCAGCUGGACGUCGCCCUAGCAACCUGGCUCAGUUGAAUGAGGAUGACUUAUGA
This is a messenger RNA of Xyrichtys novacula (pearly razorfish), 48488 nucleotides long. The record is from the annotation of a GenBank genome assembly. Lineage: Eukaryota; Metazoa; Chordata; Actinopteri; Labriformes; Labridae.